CUGGGGCGGCCAACCUGCCAGCCUGAAGAAGCGCGCUCCUCCGGUGCCUCUUUACUCGGAAGGAAGCGCCGCUGCGUCCCCGGGCAGCCCGUUUCCUCGCGAGUAAGUGCGUCCCGCAGGCCGCCGGCGAGCUCCCUUCCCAGCGGCGCGUCGGCGCCUCCCCCGCCCGGCUCCGAGGGCGGCCCUUGCCGGCCUUUCUGGGCGCGACGGGGCGGUCCCGCGGGGAGGGCCCGGCCUCAAUCCGGGACCGUAAAUGGGGGCCAGCGCGGCGGCCGCGGCGUCUUCUCGGGCGCCGGAGAGCAGCUGGCGGCGGGUCCCCCGGAGGCACUUUCUCGCCGGCUCCUUCCGCGCUCGCCAUGGCGCGCUGCUGCUCCGCCUUCCGCGCGGCCGUGGGGCUGGCCGUCGCCGGCCUGCUCUGCCUCGGCUCCGGGGUCUUCCUGGUGGUCUCGUUGCCGGCCAUCCUGGAGGAGCAGGUGGUCAAGGUAGGGGCUCCCGCGGGGCGCGCUCUCGGUCGCGUUGGCCCCCGACGGAAGAGGCGCCUGGUCCCCUCGAGGCCGGGGGCUCCUUGGAGGUGAUUUGUAAAAACGGGACUCGCCAUCUUACUUGCCGCUCAUUUGGGAGGAAGGGGGGGGAGACAACCUCCCCCCAGUCCUAAAAUCAUUCACAUCAAACCAACAAUUUCUCCUUUCCCGUAGUCUGGUGUCGAGGCCAGCUGUUGCAAAUCCGUGCUUGGUGGGUCCAGCAUCCUCCAGGGAUGGUCCAGCGCCUCUCCUCUCCUUCAGGGGGGAGCAGUAGCACAGCAGGAAGAGCAUAGCAAAAGUUUUCCCUGCUUUGAGGUUGACCCAGCUACUCUCCUGCUGCUGGUGGGGAAGGACCGAAGCUCAGUGCUGGACCAUCUCCUUCACAAGCAGAAGGUCCCAGGUAGGGCUGGGAGAAACUCCUGCCUGAAAGAGUUGCUGCCUGCCCGUGAAGACAGCACUAAGCUAUCUACAUACAGCCAUAUGGUCCAAUUCAGUAUAAGGCAGCUUUUUAUUUUUUAUUUUUUUGCUCCUUCUGCCUUCAAAAUAGAGUUCCCAGUUGGCCUGGGAUGGGGCUGCAGAGGGAAGAGAGCCUGACCAGCAUGCACCUGAGGUAGCUUGUUUACCUGUCCUGGGAAGGAUGCUGUUGAUUGUCCCCAUCUUAUACAUCCUGUGCAUUUGAAUGGAAAUUGGGACAGCAUAGUUAAUUAUCCUAAAUGCACGCUAGUGACUAUGCAUGUGUGUUAAGGCUGAUUGCAACACUGAAUCUUUAAAUAUUAAUUUAAAAUGCUCCUAAUGACUGCCUCCUCCCCACAAAGGCUAAAUGGAGUAUGUUUGGUGUUUGUGUCUGUGGGGGAGAUUUCUGUUAGGAUCACAGCUCAGGAGGUGUGGUGAACUCUAUAAGCAAACCAAGCAUAUCUCUUUCUGUCAGGAGCGAGCCAGCAAUAAAUCACAAAGUGAAGUUAACUCUUUAUUAGAAGAAACAAGGUCUGCUCAGGAAUGCCAGGUGUAAUGAGCACAGCAAAUCUGAUAGGUCUUGCCCCAUGAGGCAGUUGUGGAGACUGAAGGUCCCUGCCUUCCCACAGCUACCUAAAUCAUCUCCUUUCCUGGGUCCUUCCCAAGCAAUCCCUCUUCAUACCUCUUCUGGUUCUGAGAGACAAAUGGGAGGAGCGGAGCUGGUCACAGCAGGAGGGGGAGACCCCUUUACUUCUUCACCAGCCUAUCUCAUCUCUGCCUCUUGGUCACACUCCUCUCCUGCUUCAGCUGGACUUCUUUCUCUCUGCCACAGACUCCCCCUGCUCACUAACCCCUGUUGCCUCUUCAGCUUCUAACACCUCCUACUCCCAGUCUGCUCUCUCUUCUCCCUCUGACCACUCAUUGUCAUCCCACCACCAUUCUUUGGCUCUGAGCCUUCUUCUCUUGGACAUUCCCCAGCUGGUGCCUCCCACCAUUCCUCUGCAUCCAGCCAGUCCAUGACACUUAAUCUGAGAGAACUGUUUUAAAAAGAUUGCCCUCAAUAGGGGAAAUUUCCCCCAGAUCCGUCACAGGAGGAAAGGAAUUGAGCUCAUUUCUUCAUGUGCUACAGGCUCAGUGCAAACUGAUUCCCCUUGGCACCUAGUAGUAUUAUUUUUUUAAGCAUGUAGUUAUUCAACUGCAUAUUUUGCAUAACCUCUAGUUCAGCUGUAUUUGCAAUAUAGCCUUUGAAGUGAACUGCUUAUGAAACCUUCCUCUUAAACCCCUUUCUCCAAGAUCUAGGAAGUUCUGGUGCUUAUUUCUGUUUGGGAUGUGUGAUGAGGGCAGGAUUUGGCUCAGCAUUGCCUUCCCUUGCCUGGAGAUGCCAGGGAGAUGCUCUACCACUGAGCUGCGAUGUCCUUGGUAAUGAGGCUGGCUUGUGGGGCCCACUCAACUCUAUACUCAACAGCUCGUCCAAAUAGAAUAGACAGUUCCUUUUCACUCUGGAUAUCUGGCACAUACCUCAUGUAAUUGUUCCUUUAAUUGUGGGGAAAAGGCACACCCUGUAGCAUUGUGGGUCUGCGUGAUUUCUGCUCUGCUCUGUGCAUGCAGCUUGGGCAUCUUGCAUGAAGCAAUAAAUCAUGGAUGCAAAUCAGCAUCAGGCUAGGAACAUCACCUGCCAUUAAAAUUAAUAGGAUAAAAUAAGGUGAUGCAAAUCUGAACAAGUAGAGGGGAUGUGGAAAGGGUUCCUUACCUAGAGCACCGUUCAGCCCAGGUGAAAAAGAGACUAUGUGUGCAUGUGUGUGUCUCUUUAUUCCUUUAGCAGAAAUUGGGUUGAAGCAAAAUGCUGGAAAGAUCUAUAAUGAGCAUCUCAUCUGGUGCAGAAUGUUGCAAACUAAUUGGGUUGUAUGCCAGUUGAAUGUGUGUUCGUAUAUUUGCUUUUUAAAGGCCCCUGCACAAAGCAUAUACUUGCUGACUAUGAUACAAUUGUUGUCCUGUGUAUGAAUGACUAAUAGUGAGUUUGAAUGUCCUGUUUACUAGAUAAUUAUAAUAUUUUUGCUACUUGUAUUGUGCUGUUGAUUAGAGUAUCCAGACUGCCAAAAAUGCCUAUCAUAAGGUGCUUUGCAGGGCUGUUGUAAUUUAUUCCUGUUUGAAAGGUGGGAGUUUGUGUGUGUGUGCAUUUGCGAUUUGGGGCCAAGGCAGAGAGAGGCAAAGCACAGUGCACCAGCUCUCAGGUCACCUUGGGGUCCUCAGCUGGUAAGCAGCAAAUGCUGUGAUAUCAAGUGUGCUGUGAGGGAGGGCGGGCUAGCAUGGGGAUCUGAUGCGGGUCAGAGGGCAAGCUUCCUCCUUUGUGAGCAUCCUCUCACUAAGCUUCUGUUCACGCCUCCCUCAUCUUAAUAUCUGCUCAAAGGAAAUCUACCCACUCUGCAAAAGCGUUCAUGACCCCUCAUUGGCUAAUUCAGGAAGAAGCAGGAAGCAGUAACUCUUAGGAAAAACAUGAUUAUCCAAAACUUUCAGGAUCUUGGCUUUCUGCUGCAGAAUUGGGGUCCUCAUUUGUAGAAAUAGCGCUGAAGAUAGAUUUGAAAAAAUGAGGUCAUGCUUCUGUUCUUUCUACUGCUGCCUCCAUUUUCUGGAAACAGGAAGUGUUCUGUCUCUGGACGUUUUUCAGUUGUUGGUCCAACAAACUUGCACAGCAGAACUGUAAGAAUUAAAUUGCUGUGUCAGGUCACCGAGGCAGAAAACCCACAUACAAGGCACUCCAGGACACUGUUUAGUCUUGUCUGGUGUCAGCUGACAGUUCUUCCUCCUACUCUUGAGAAUUACAAGAGGUUUAAGGGCGGAUGGGGACCAGUUGUUGACCUGAAGGAUACCCUCUGAAGAUGUUAUGUAGUUUCAGUGCGCAAUGACUGUGUGCGACAAAAGAGAAGAAGAGCAUUGGGGAAGUUUCCAUAAAGACACUUGUGUUGUGCAGUGUUGUUUGGGAAGGGGAGAAAUCGUGAAAAAACUUUCUGAGGUCGAUUGAACGCUCCCCUGUCCUCUUGGAACUUUUAUUUUUAUAUAUGUGUGAAGAGUCAAUGCCAAAGUUUGUUUUACCUACCACAGACUCGUCUUCAUUAUAUAUUUGAAGCAUCAUCACACCACACUAAACAGUCAUGGCUUCCUCCAAAAAUCCUGGGACCUGCACUUUUUAAAGGGGCCUGUGAGUGUUAGGAGACUCUAUUCCACCACAGAGCUACAAUUGCCAGAGUUCCCUGGGAAGAGGGAUUGAGUGUUAAACCAACCUGGAGAUUGCAGCUCUGGAAGGGGAAUCGGGAGCAGGGCUGAAACCAGGCUUCCUGUCACCCAGACCCAGUUUGGCACUCCACCCCCCAUGCAUGUUGGUGUAGAUAAACAUGCAUGCAUGCAAACAAGCACACCCCCCCGUUGAAAGAUUUAUUCGUAAAGGACAUAAAAGUAGGCACUAUAUCAUUUGAAUACAAAGGAAUCCUAAGAAGUAUUAUUACUUUAUGAACAAAGGGAAAAUGAGUAUCUCUUCCACUAAAAACAAAUUGUUUGUCAAAAGUAGAACUUCUGUGUGCAGCAAUUGUCUAUCUGGUCAGGUUUUGAAUUGGGUUAUUUGGUCACAGGAUCAUUAAAAGACUGCAUUUCCAUAAGAUCAGCCAAGGUGUUUCCUUUUUAAAUUUUUUUUUUCCUCUUUGAGGAAAAAACCCAACCCUCUUGGUUCUUUGCAAGGAGUUUUGACAUGUAAAUUUACUCCCGAGUAAGCUUCAACAAGAUUCCUUUCAGUUUUAUUUUUGUUUGAUUACUCACUGGGAGCCAGUGUGGUGUAGUGGUUAAGAGCGGUAGUCUCCUAAUCUGGUGAACCGGGUUCGCGUCUCUGCUCCUCCACAUGCAGCUGCUGGGUGACCUUGGGCCAGUCACACUUCUCUGAAGUCUCUCAGCCCCACUCACCUCGCAGAGUGUUUGUUGGGGGGGAGGAAGGGAAAGGAGAAUGUUAGCCGCUUUGAGACUCCUGAAGGGGAGUGAAAGGCGGGAUAUCAAAUCCAAACUCUUCUUCUUCUUCAUUUUAGGAAAUGAUAAUUUUGUAGUGAUUUUAGGUUCCAUGUGAGGUGAAGAAAUGCUUUUUGCAAGUCUUAAGGUAAUAUUAUUAUUAUUAUUAUUAUUAUUAUUAUUAUUAUUAUUAUAAUAAUUUAUUUGUACCCCGCCCACCUGGUUGGGUUUCCCCAGCCACUCUGGGCAGCUUCCAACAAAGACAAAAAAUACACUAAAAUGUCACACAUUAAAAACUUCCCUAAACAGGGCUGCCUUCAGAUGUCUUCUGAAUGUCAGGUAGUUGUUUAUCUCUUUGACAUCUGAUGGGAGGGCGUUCCACAGGGCGGGUGCCACUACCGAGAAGGCCCUCUGCCUGGUUCCCUGUAACUUGGCUUCUUGCAGUGGAGGAACUGCCGGAAGGCCCUCAGCACUGGAUCUCAGCGUCCGGGCAGAACGAUGGGGGUGGAGACGCUCCUUCAGGUAUACUGGAUCGAGGCCGUUUAGGGCUUUAAAGGUCAAUACCAACACUUUGAAUUGUGCUCAGAAACGUACUGGGAGCCAAUGUAGAAAGGUAGAAAGUGCCUAUCUAUUACAUUCGUAAUGCAGCUGGUCUGACCAGAGCUUGCCAGGGAACUGCCUCUGGCACGGAAAAUGCUCACACCCCCCUUACUUUCCUGUGUGCAGAUCAUGUAUAGUCUGUAAAAUCCCUCAACCUUAGCUAUUUAAGCACAUUCAAAGUUCUGAAGGUAUCAUAGAAUCAUAGAAUUGUAGAGUUGGAAGGGACCCCAAGAGUCAUCUAGUCCAACUGAUUCUCUUCCUCAGCUUCCUGUCCCUCCCUCUGUCCCUCAGAAUUCCUUUCUCACACCAUAGCAGAAACCCACAGGGGGCUUCACCGGGUCAGAAACCGUGGCUAGACACCCCGCCCCCCCCAGCUACCGCUCUGACAGGGAGUUUCCUAAAACUCACCACCCAUAACAAACUGUAGUUCUCAGGAUUCUUUGGAGGAAGCCUUGACUGUUUAAAGUGGUACGAGUGCUGCUUUAAAUGUUUAGUGCAGAUAGGGCCCGGCAUUUAUUUGUCCUCAAGACCCCUUCAAUUAAUAUAGGAUUCACCUGAGAUCAGGCUACUCCCUGCACCACCCUCAAAAAUGUUAAAUUAGCAUGGCAAAGCUCUGUCAAACAGGUUCCUCUUUGGGCCCAAAGAAAAUCUGGGAAUAUGGCUUGAAUAUAGCAGUAGAGAAGUCUUAUCUGAAUGAGUGGAUAAAAAACUGAUUUAAAUCUGUGUUUCCAGGUAUUUGUGAAAUGUCAGUGAAAAUAUUGCACCGCUGAUACAGAACUUAGGCACAGCUGGUAGAUAUUAUACCUGCUUGUAACCUUGUUUCCUGUUAAAGGCACAUACUUCCACCUUCGAUGGGAGUGACCUUGUAUUUCUUUUUGGUAAAGUUGUUGUUGUUGUUAUUUCCUUUUAUAGUAAUAAUAUAUUUCUUGUACCCUUCCCAUCUGCCUGGGUUGCCCCAGCCACUCUGGGCGGCUUCCAAUAAAGUAUACACAGUGAUAAAAAUCUUUGGAAUAUUGGAGAAAGUUACUCCUAUGUACAACUAUUACAAGGGAAAGAGAAGCUGCAAACAUUCAAUCUAUAUAGUGUAACUUUAUUUCAUAUGCCAAUUACGCAUUAGCUACAUAGGACAGAGAUUGGAUUACAUUAAUUUUUUUGUCUUCACUAUAAAUGAAAUUUGUCCUUUUACUUAUUUUCUCUUCCUCUUUGUGCCAAAGUGCCUGUAUAGUGAUUUAGAAUCAUAGAAUCAUAGAAUCAUAGAAUCAUAGAGCUGGAAGAGACCACAAGGGCCAUCGAGUCCAACCGCCUGCCAAGCAGGAAACACCAUCAGAGCACUCCUGACAUAUGGUUGUCAAGCCUCUGCUUAAAGACCUCCAAAGAAGGAGACUCCACCACACUCCUUGGCAGCAAAUUCCACUGUCGAACAGCUCUUACUGUCAUUUAUUCUUGACCUUAUACCCAUCUUAUUUUGGGGAGAUAUUUAAAGGUUGUGUUUCUUUUUCGUGUGUGUGUGUGUGUGUGUGUGUGUAUAUAUAUAUAUAUAUAUAUAAAACUCCACACACCCACACACAGUCACACAUGAGAUGCAGCAGCAAAAAAAAGUUAAUGCUAUUCUAGGCUGCAUCAGCAGAAGUCUAGUGUCCAGAUCAAGGGAAGCAACAGUAGCACUCUGUUCUGCCUUGGUGAUGCCAUACCUGGAAGGAAUACUGUGUACAGUUCUGGGCACCACAAUUUAAGAAGGAUGUUGACAAGCUGAAACUUGUGCUGAGGAGGGCAAGCAAGAUGAUCAAGGGUCUGGAAACCAAGCCUUAAAAGGAACGGUUGAAGGAGCUGGGUAUGUUUAGCCUGGAAAAGAGGAGACUAAGAGGAGAUAUGAUAGCCAUCUUCAAAUAUUUUAAGGGUUGCUAGUUGGAAGAUGGAGCAAGCUUGUUUGCUGCUGCUUGGAGGGGAGGACUUGAACCAAAGGCUUCAACUUACAAGAAAAAAGAUUCCAACUAAACACCAGGAAGAAUUUUCUGACAGUAAGAGCUGUUUGGGAGGUUGUGGACUCUCCUUCAAGGGAGGUUUUUAAGCAGAGGCUGGAUGGCCAUCUGUCAUGGAUGCUUUAGCUGAGAUUCCUGCAUUGCAGGCGGUUGGACUAGACGACCCUUGGGGUCCUUUGCAAUGCUACAAUUCUAUAAAGCAGAGCUGUAUUAAAUUGUUGGUACCAGUUUCAGCUGCUGUGAAUGGAGCCACUCAUCUUAUCUAGUAUACACUUGAGCUUUGCCUUGGAAUGUCACAAGCUGUUCUUGUGUUUUAUGGACCCCUGACUCUGCCACAAGCGGCCGUGAUCUCUGGAGAGCGGGGGGGGCGGGGGGCUGGACUGCAGCUCUCAUCACUGGCUGUGUUAGCCUAGGGCUGAUGGGAGUUGGAACACAACAAUCUCUGCAGGGCCACAAUUCCUUGGCAUAUGAGUACGUGUACAUAUUGCAGCAGGCAAUGCAACCCUAUGCAUCUUUACUGAGAAGAAGUUCCACUGAAUUUUUGAGUGGAAUGUAAUACUCCCAGGUAAAUGUACAUAAGUUAUAAGCCUGCAGCUUUAUGAUGAGAUUUCUUACUUCUAUUUCCAAAAAGAGCUUAUGCCAUAAUGAUUUUCUACAUUGUUUGGUACAGAAUAAUAAAUGUAUCCAGCUCCUAUAAAGAGAGGAGAGACCAUACACUUGCACUGUGUGGUUUACAAAGCUAGACAAUUUACUGUUUUAAAUAUGGCCACAAUAGUUUCCCAAGAAAAGAGGUUUGGCAGCUGUAAUUAAAGGAAACUCCAACUCCAGUGCCUAAGCCAGGCACGAGGAAGCUGUGGCCCUUCAGAGGUGGCUGGGCGCCAGCUCCCAUCAGCCCCCACCAGCGUGGCCAAGAGGUUGGCCCGAACCAUAAUCUGCAAGGGGGACUUCAGUUGAACAGUCCUUCAGCCUUUGGAAAACCACAUGAGGCAAUGGUGUUUGUGGAAGGAAUAAGCUGUAGGUUUAAUAUAACUAUAUUCCAAUUAUUGGCAACCCUAUCCUUUACUUCUGCUUUUCAGGAAAUAAACAGGAACUGCCUUAGUCAAGCCCUAAAUAAAUACAGUGUGGGGGGGGGACUUUUAGGAAAAAGUAUUUUGCAACUGCCUAAGGGACAUCUGAAAAAUGGAGGUACAAUGAUAGGGAAAGCUGCAAGACUCAGGCAGGUGGUGCAUUAGACCAUGGUUCCAGCUGUGGUCAGAAGUCUCGUGUUAAGGCAGGAGGCUUGGGCUUGAGCAGCUGACAUUGUCUUACAUAAGCAUCAGCAGAAACACUUCCUGCUCUAAUGCACAAAUAGGAGCCUCAUUGCAAAAUAUUCCUAAAAGUAAGGGAAGGGGGGUGAGGGCUUCCCCCUCCCUCCGCCCUUUCCUGCCUUCUCUUAUCUGGAUCUUAUCUGCUGAGGCUGUAGAAUGAGCAAAGGGAUUAAGCCUAAAUGAAUUUGGUCAACGGUGAGAAAAACAUUCCUGUGAAGAAGGGAAUUUGGGGACACAGAAACAUAGAAUUGUAGAGUUGGAAGGCACUGCUGAGCUGUCCCAGUGACCACAUGAUUAUGGCUGAUCAAAUAUUUUCAGUUGUGGUCUAUUUAAGCACAACCAAAUAUUCUAGGAAUCCAGGAAUGGCCUUGUGCAGGCGGUGCUUGCCUGCCUCCUGGCAGGAAAACCUCUCUCUUCUUCUGCCUGCCAGAGUCUCUCUCCACUUAGCAGUAGACAUUCCUUGCCUUGCAUUCAAGCCACUUUUGCAUCUAAAAAUUGUUCCCCACACUUGGGAGAUAAUAACACACUCUCCAUUUAGAUAGGGGAGCUGUGGCCUUUCGGACACAGUUGGACUACAGCUCCCAUGACCAGUGUUAGAAACUCAAAUAUAUAAGCUAGGCACCAAAGGGCUCCUUAAACCAAGGCCACAAUCACCAAAACGGAAAGUCUAGUUGCCUUUGGGGGGCAAGAUGGCUCUAAAAAGUCUUAUUUUUCAGUUAAACAUGUGGCUAUUUCAGAUGACAACCUUAAGCCAGGUUGAGAACUUUGAAAACUUAGAGAAGGAAAGUCACUUGAUCCAGGGACAGCCACAUAUAUAUUGGCCUAUUCUGACCUCUUUUUCUCUUCUACAGGAUGGGGUAUUGGUGUGUGCAAACAGUCCCGAUCCAAUGAUCCCCAGAUGGUGGAAAUGUCAGGUGCCAUCCUGGAGUCCAGGCAUCUUCACUUGCUCACAAGUGGCCAAAAGCAAGGUGCAAAAUGCACCUGGCACCUAGCUAAUUUUGAACGCUUGCCUUUGGGCAUGCUGGCUGGGGCUAAUGGCAGCUGGAGUCCAACAAUAUUUGGAGGACCUCAAGAACAUAGGAAGCUGCCUUAUUUCCGGUCAGACCAUGAGUCCCUCUAGCUUAUCAUUGUCCACUGGUCUUACUGGCAACAGCAACUCUGCCGGGGUUCCAACUGGGCCUUUCUCUGCUCUGCCUCGGGAUUGAGCCUGGCACCUUCUGCAUGUAUCUAACCCUGUAUUAAAACAUCAUAUGCAUCACAACUAUGAGAGGCAAGAAACCAAAGAGCAACAGUAGCACAAUGCCUUUUAAAAGGACCAACUACAUGGUCACAGGUGUGUCUUAGGGGCGGGGUAGUACCUCUGGUGGGGGACAUGCCAUGCUCCUUCUGGGGUAGUUUGUCCACCUUUGGUCCCCACCCUGCACUCAGCUCUCACCUGUGGCUCCUAGAAGCUACCAGCAUGUGACAGUGGCCACACCCUAGGAACAACUUUGACUGGCUGGCUAACCCAGGUGAGGGUAGCCAAUGGGUCUCAAACCCUCACUGAGUUAGGGACACCCCCUGCAUGUGAAGACAGGCCCCGGCGGAUGGAGUGGACAAGACUAAUAGUGGGUCCAAUGAUCAAGAAGGUGGUUUCUGCACAUACUGUAGAGGGAAGUGAGGGGCAGAUGGGGCUCAUCAACCUGGGAAGGUAAACCAUCUAGCAGAAGAAAAACUCUGAUCCUAAACCUCCACUACUUUGCAGCUGUGCUCAUUCGUGAGAAAGGCUUUGGGAGUAAAUCCUGAGGAAAAAUCUGUACCCGCUGCCUUGUGAGACAUCUUCAGUAGAAAAAAAAGACCAAGGAGAGGAGUUCCUAAAACGGUUGGAUAUUACUGAAGAAAUAAAUAGAAUGUCUCGUAAAAAGCAGCAAUUUUGUAUCUUGUAAACAUUUGUUUUCACAAUACAGCACCAUUCCAAAUAAAAUCCAAACGGGAUUGGAGUUUAUCUCCGUGGCCAAGAGUGUGCACCUCUUCAGCUGUGUUGGUUCAGUCCCCCCCCCACUUUUUUUUGCUAUUGGUCUAAUGCGCAGCAGUCUUAUAAAAGGUGCUUGGUUAGGUUACCUAACCGUGAAGUGGCAGCUUAUACAAUUACUUUUCCUGAGGACCAAAUUGUUGUUGUAAUCCUUGGUUUCUGAAGCUUUGUUAAUACUUCCCCAACAUCACACUUGUAUAUUACAUUUGUUCCCUCUGAUAAAAUCUUUCGCAAGUUUAAAUGAUAUCUUGAUGGAAGACACAGGCUGCCUUUGUGAUUAAACUGUCCAAGGCAACGUCACGCUCUGCAUCCAUUGGGAUGACUCAGAUUAAAACCUAUUGCAGAUAGAACCAAUUUAAGAGAGUGGCUUUCCUGGGGCUGCCUAAUGAGUUCAUAGCAGACAAAUUUCAAGUUGGGGAAUUCAUAAUUUGUAGCUCAGUCCCUUUGGUCUCUGUUAUACCAACUCUUACUACUGCAUUCUCUCUGGCUCCCUGCCCACUCAGUCGCUGGGCCCAAUUCUUAAACUGCUUUGAUUCCUGCUGUGGUUUUUGAUUGAUCAAUUAUCUGAGUAUCUUCUGAGCCAGUGUGGUGUAGUGGUUAAGAGUGGUCGUCUCGUAAUCUGGGGAACCGGGUUCGCGUCUCCGCUCCUCCACCUGCAGCUGCUGGGUGACCUUGGGCCAGUCACACUUCUCUGAAGUCUCUCAGCCCCACUCACCUCACAGAGUGUUUGUUGGGGGGGAGGAAGGGAAAGGAGAAUGUGAGCCGCUUUGAGACUCCUUCAGGUAGUGAUAAAAGCGGGAUAUCAAAUCCAAACUCCUCCUCCUCCUCCUCUUCUUCUUCUCCUCCUCCUCCUUCUUCUUCUGAUAACCAAAUGACUGACUCUAAAGGGAACCAGCUGCCUCUUCAAGCUCUCUCUGAGCUGUCACACUCUCAAGAAACCUCAUUUUGACGGCACUACAAACAAUUUCUGUUCUAACUGGAGCAUAUAUAAUGAGUUCUCAAAGUUCUUCUCGCAUCUCAAAAGAUCAGGCUUCUGCCUCAAGUUGUUCUUGCAACUUGUGUUACAUCUUAGAAAACACCCUUUAAAGCAGAACUUUGUUUGAAGCUGAGGAUUUAAUCUGGUGUGGAGAAAACCCGCAGUAGCAUCUCAGGACUCGUAACAUGUCCAUUUUCAAUAGGCUGUUUGUUCAAUCCCCUGCCCUGGCUAGUUAUGAACCCUGACAGAGCAUCAUGUGCUAUUAUGGCACAUAUGCCAGAAAACGUCUUGUGAUUGGCACCGUUGGGAGUCAGAAGUGUUCUGUGGAGGUGGUUGUAGCUGGGGGUGGGGGAGGAGGUCCAUUGGUGAGAGGAGUAGGGGACGUCCUAACAACUCUCUGCACCCUUAACAGAUGACAGUUCCCAGUUCCCAUGGCUGUUUUUAAAAGGGGUAUAUUACUGCUUUAAAUGCAUACUGCAGAGCAGGCCUUGCUUGCAGAGAAAUAAGUAGAAUGAUACAGGCAAUAUUUUAUCCCACUUGCUUAGAAGUAAACUUUUUCUCCCAGUGUUCUAGCCAUUUAGUACAAAGGCACUAGGAUAACUGAUGUGAAUUAGAUCCUUAUUUUUCAAAAAACAGAAAACGUAUAAAUAAAAUUAUAUAUGGAUAUUGUUAGUGAUCAGUAACUUAGGGUUUCUGUAUUCCCCUUGUAGCUCUGUUUCUUCUUUGCUGGGAAUGAUCACAAGUGGGGGGAGUUGCACGCAGGUUCUUCGUCUGGACUUCCCAGAGGCACCCGGGGGGCAACUGUGAGACCAGGAUGUUUUGGCCCGAGCCAAAAGGGCUUGUCUUAUGUCCUUAUGCAUUUAUUCUCUCUUCUAGCAUGGUUCCUUGCUCCCUCACCAUGACAUUUCUUGCAGCAGGCCACUUACGACCACCCUGUAAGGCCUGACCUGGGCAGGCAGAUGGUGCCAAAAUGGCUCUCCAGCAAAGGAUCCUGCAUUUGCAGAGUUGUUCAAACAUUGAUUUAAAUACACUCUAACUAAACUGAUAAGCGAGCGAUGUAAUUGCAUUCUGGUUCAGGGAUAGGGAACAUAUGCCCCCCAGAUGUUGCUGGACAUUGGUCAUGCUGCCCAACAUCUGGAUGGCCACUGGUUCCUCACAGCUGGUUCCAAGCAGCCUAGCCUGAGUUGCACACAGGGCCUAAACACCAGCUCCCGGGGGUGAAGGGUGGGGGACUGGCCCUUCAGGGUUCAGAGACAAAGUUACUCAUUAAUUACAGAAUUUCGGGUUGUGGCUUGCCUCAUCUCAAGGGUACAAAACUUGGGCAGUGCAUUCCUCUUAUUUUUGAGAUUAGAUCAGAUGCUAGCUCAAAAAUUCCCAGAAUAUGUGCCAAAGAAUGUAAAUAUGAUGCAACACAUGCUCUGCUGAUGUGUUCCAGGAGAAAUAAACAACUGUAUUCUAUUUUACUUCCCUUUUGUCCUUCUUUGUUUUAAUAUCCCCUCCUUUCUUUAUUACCCAAUUGCCCUCCUUUUACAGAAACUGGCAGAUCUGCCUAAUUCUCUGCUACUUUUUGGUUAAACGCUAUAUUGGCUAUGUGGCGCAUAAGAUACACGCACUUAGGGCAUUUUCCCCAGCCAUAUGAAUUUUUGUUUCUUUUUAUUACUACUUUUUAUCUUUACUAAAUGUUGUUUUUCAUGUUUGUAAUUUUUUUUGUAAUUGUAAGGUUUUAAAAUUUGGUUUUAAUGUUGUCUUUUAAAUGGUUGCAACUCACUUUAGGGAGAAGGGGGAGUAAUAAACAACAACAACCUCUGAUGGAGCACAUGUUUGUCAUUACAGAAUGUGCGCCUUGAUCCCAGUGGCAUGGCAUUCAACAUGUGGAAAGACCUCCCGGUGCCAUUUUUCUUUUCAGUCUAUUUAUUUGAGGUGCUGAAUCCAAAGGAAGUUCUUCAAGGAGGAAAGCCGGUAGUGACCCAGCGUGGCCCUUACGUAUACAGGUUUGAGCUCAUUUCUGUCUGCUUCAUCCCAUGUGACAAUCUUAAUUUUUUUCUUGUCAAUUAUCCUGUAUGUUGGGCAUGAGGAACCUUUGGCCCACCACGUCUUGCUGCACUACAACUCUCAUCAUCCCUGGGCAUUAGCCAUCUUUGCUGGGGUUGAUGGGAGUUGUGAUUCAGCAACAUCUGGAGGAGCAAAAGUUUACCACACCUGAUUUUUAUCUAACUGGUGGUGAAGAAGCUUUUUUUAGCCUGCAGACCACAUUCCCUGAUGAACAACGAAACCUGCAUGCAUGGUUAAGGUGACACCCCCAGAAACUAAAGAAUGCAAAGCAGGCUGGUCAAGAAAACUCUGGUCCAUUGUUUAAGCCAGCCUGAAUGUCUGCUUUUAGGGUCUUGUCUACUGGAGUAUGAGAAAUUAAGAGGCUUUAGUUCAGCUGAGAUUGUGUGCCAGAGUGAAGAAGAUACAAGACUUGUUGGCAGCUCUGAGUAACCUUCAUGAAACUCCUUUCACUCUGCUAAAGGUUGAGACUAGGUCCCUCCCCAAAAACAACUAAGAAAAAAAUAAAGCUCAUUUGAUAGGAGCUUGCCCCUGACACAAUUUACCAUAACAGAAUUGUUUAAGUGAGAAAAAGGGUGUGUGUGUGUGUGUGUGUGUGAGAGAGAGAGAGAUAAGGGCAGAUGAGAAAACAGGUCUAUUUGGAGGUGCCAGAUCAAAAAGCAGCUGCACCUCAGUCUUGGCCUGAACUUACUGCCUAUUUGGGCCAUUCUGGAUCCUGAGUUCACCUUUCUGACCUUUGCCCCUUAGUCCACAGAAGCCAAUUCCUUGGGUUGCUGCUGGGACUGGUAGUUAUAAUCCAGUUUUCUUAUUAAUCUUUAGCUUCAGCUACUGUAAGGCUGGGAAUUUAGUAAACUUGUAAAUAGUUUGGACUGGCAGAAGAUUUAGGAACAUGAUGUUCAGGUUUUACUGAUUUUCAUGCUUUAUUUGUAGCUGUUUAACAAUUAAAAAUGAUUAGUCUGUCUAAUUCCCCCCCACCCCGUUUAUAUAUUAAUUCAAACAUUCCCUUUAUUCUUAUAUUUCACUUAUUGCCAAGCUUGCAUAUGCUAAUCAUCUCUGAGCUUUGUUUUAAAAUAAAUAUUUCCAAUUUAUUUUGUUUGUGGUCUGACCCCUGUCCCAUUCUGACUGCCAGCACCAGCUCAAUGGAGUGAAAUUAAAAAACCUGUUUUCACGAGCCAGAGGCACGCCCAGCCCUACCCAAAGAUGCUUCUGCUUUGGAAGGAGAUGCUGUGCCACUGAUCUGCUGCGCUUCCCUAAUGCAUGUUCCCCAGUACACCUCCUUACUCACCCCAAAGACCAGACCAUUUAUAAUCAACUCAGGCCUUUUGGCUCUUGUGGGCAGAAUAUGUGUCCUAGACCUAGAGUGUUCCUGGUGCCCCCACCAGCUGCCCUUUAAUGGUUGGUAGCAGUGGCCCGGCUGUCUCCUUGGGACAUGUUGCUUCCCAUUGGGGAGGGAUCAUUGAAGGGCCGUAGCUCAGUGGCAGAGCACCUGCCUUGCAUGCAUAAGGCUCCAGGUUCAGUCCCUGCCCUCUCCCAGUAGGGCUGGGAGAGGCUUUUGUCUGAAGCCCUGGAGAGCCGCUGCCUGUUCAUGGGGACAGUGCUGAACAAGAAAGACCAGCGGGCUUUCCGUAUAAGGCAGCUUUCAAAGUUCCUCUAAUUUGGAGUUCCUCUGAUGAGCUUCCAAGCCGAGAACGGAGUUUGAAAGCCACCGAAACAGGUCAGUGGAGGGAGUGAUGGAAGACCUUCUUGAAAGCUUAUCCAAAUCUUUUGCCAAGCACUCAGCAAGGUCUGUUGCCAUCUCAUGCACAAUUCCCCCCCACUGGGCUUAGCUGCCAGCAUAAUGCCAAGCUUGUCCUCUGCGUACGUUGUGCCUAUAGUGGCUCCCUGGUGCACUUGCGGGUGCUGAAUGUAUGCAUUGUGGCUCUGUGCAAAGGGAAUGAAGCAAAAGCCUCUUAGCACAAAUGUCUUUGUUUCUCCUUUGCCCAAGAUUAGAGUCCAAGCGAAUGGGGACUCUUAUCCCUUCUCCUGCUCCGGCCCCAAGAUUGGAUUUGAAUGGCGCAUAGCAAGCAGGGUUUUCUGCUGAGCUGCCUAAUCCACCAUCCUUGUGUCACCCGUCUGGGAUUGCCAGCUUCCCUUGCUCUCGGAGGCUCCAGUUCCUUUUAAGAGCUACUGGGCAGCUCUUGGCAGGCUUGGUCAGCUGCAUGAUGUGAGGUCAGGAGCCCCACCAGCUGAAUUGCUCUUUACUCUUCAAAGCCUCUGUCAAUCCACCAAUGCUGACAGGCAGAGCCCCUGCAAGCAUCUCAUUGGCCUUUCAAUGCAGUGAGUAUGCAUGUGCAUGCAAAAGGUUGCACACGACUGGCACGCUUUUCUGUUAAAACUAACAGGUGGCUCUCAUGUGCAAGAGCGUCGGAAGCUUCUGAGGAUCUGUUGUAGUCUGAAUGGAACACUUCUUCAGAAGUCUUGCACCAUCAUCCUCUGUGAAGUUGGUGGUUGAAAUAUAUAAUUGGCUUUUCCUUUUAGUUCUCCGCCCUUGGCCUGUGGAUUAUGCUGGGCCACUUAUUAAAGGUUAAAUGAUUGCUACUUAUUUGUUUCAGGAUCAAUGACUCCUUUUGUUCGAGGUGUUGAUCUGUCCCUCUGUUGAAAUAGAAAGUGUUGGGAGGCCAGUGAGAGAAAUCUGCACCCAUAGCUAUGUCUGCAGCAACCUAGGAUUGUUUUAGAAGUGUCAGGGUGAGAAAAGGUAGGAUUAAUGGAUGCCGACAUCCGAGGGAGGUUAUGAAAAAAGCCUUGCAAUUUACAAAGCAGAUAAAUAGCGCUUUUAGCACUUCAUAACAUUAAAAAUGGUGCUAAAGAACCAGUGUAGUGAACUGUAGUGCUGGGGAAAGACCUAGGAGACUAGGGUUCGAAUCCCCACUCAGCCAGUCACUGUGUCUCAGACCAAUUUCCCUCACAGGGUGGUUGUGAGGAUAAAAUAGGAAGGGUGGGGGAAGAACCACCUUGGAGGAGAGGUGAGAACAAUGAUGACAAUCGCUGAAGUUUGUUAUAAUGGUGCUAUCCAGCCGCCUUGUCUCAAAACACUGUAACUCCUAAGCCAGGGAGAUCAGAACAUGACCCUCUUAAUCUCAAGAUUCUGAGUUCGAGCCCUGCAUUGGACAAAGGAUUCCUGCAUUGCAGGAGGGUAGACUAGAUGACCCUCAUGGUCCUUUCCAGCUCUACAGUUCUAUGACUUUUACGGAGUUUCUCACUGGGUUUUUUCUGCUUUGGGCCAGAUUUUCCCAACCUGGUCUGCCCUCCAGAGAUUUUGGGCUACAGUUCCCCUAAUCCCUGACUGGUGGGCAAACGAGGACACCUUGUAUGUGUAUAACUCUUAAAAAAACUUUCAAUAAAAUCUUAAUAAUGAAAAAAAAUGUUUUGGAGUAAGAAACACACUCAGUUUUUAGAUGCAAAUAAGUAUUGUAUAGUCGUACCUCGGAAGUCAAACGGAAUCUGUUCUGGAAGUCCAAUCAACUUCCAAAACGUUUGGAAACCAAGGCACAGCUUUUGAUUGGCGGAAGUCCCUGCAGCCAAUUGGAAGCCGCGUAAGCCGUGUCAGAUGUUUGAAUUCCAAAGAAAGCUUGUAAACUGGUUUGCAGCAUUUGGGAGCCAAAAUGUUUGACUCUCGUGGCGUUUGGGAUCCAACGUACGACUGUAUCUGGAAGCGUCAUUCCCUUCCAUGUGAGAAAAAGCAAGGGCGCCUCUUAAGACUCUGCUUACAGUUUUUAGGAGUACUUUUUAUUGAAAAACCAUGUUGUUGUUUUUUAAAAAAAUCUGUUGCCCAAUUGGAAGACACUUUAAAAAAUGAUUUAAAGGGGUUUUUAUUCGAUUGACAUAAAUAGUGAUUCAGUUUUUAAAUGAACAUAGGAAGCUGCUGCUGCUGCUGCUGCUGUUGUUAUCAUUAAUUGUUUGCUAAUAGAAGAUCUCAAAGUGGUUUGCAAUACACAUACCCUCUCCACACAAACAUAAUAGAUGCAUAAACACAAAUACAUGAACAUUAUCAUUGUACCUAAAUGUCAGGGCUGGCCCACAGUAUUUUGUUGCCUGAGGCAAACCAGAAAAUGCCCCCUCCCCAAAAGCAUCAUUCCUACAAAAAGCAAACAGGAUUUCAUGACUUCAUCCCAUUCUUAGCUAUAUCACAAGCCCUUCAGAAUUCAGGAAAACAAUAUGGAUAACCCCUCUAUCCCAGUCAGCCAUAACUUGGGCAGUACUGUAUAGCUAUGUUACAAAGUCCACGUAAGUGUGACAUCACCACAUGCACCCUCCCUGCAGUGGGAGGGGAGACCCACGCUCAGCCAUCAACCCAGGCGUAGCACCAGUGGCCUCUGCCAAGCCUCCAUUCGGCCCCCCUGCUUCCACGGGCAGUGGCAGCCACUGCUGCUGUCGGUCAAAGUGAGGCACACACCACUACCAUCUUCGGCCGCUUGGAAACACUUGACAAGUGUACCCACAAACCCCCAAGUGUACCAAAGAACAUGGUUUGCGCAAGCGUCCAGAGGGGAGAGGAGAGAGAACCGGGGUGUCCUACUGUGCAUGCCCUUGCUUCCUUGCGGAGUGGGCCAUAGACCGUUCCUCAGGGGCAGAUCUGCUGGGCAGGUAAUGAAGCUCCCAGAGGAGCCCCAGAAGCGACUUCAGUCCACAUUGCUUUUACAUUUUGGGUCAAGUGGACCCAGUUUUUGUUGCAUGAUUCAAACUAAUUACUUUUUUGUUGCAUAUAUUUCAACAAUCCCAAAGUUUGAGAGUCAGUAGCACAGGUGUUGUAAAGAUGAAGUGUUGUGGUAAGUAGACUGUUCUGCUGAAGAGCUCUUAAAUUCUUUAUGCAUAUUGUCUCUAGAAAAUGACAUUGCAAGAAAGCUUUCAUAUGACAAAACUAUGGAGUGUCUGCAACGUCUACAGCCUAUUAUGGAGGAAAGCCUUCCAUGGUGGAAGCAAUGCAGGUACUGAUUUAGCCUGAGUCUUUCUGCCUCUCUCUUCUACAGGGAGCACAGAGAGAAAACCAACAUAACUUUCCAUGACAAUGAUACCAUCUCCUUCUUAGAGUAUCGGAGUUUCUACUUCCGGCCAGAGCUGUCAGUUGGGUUAGAAUCUGACUACGUUGUCAUACCAAAUAUCUUGGUGUCGGUAAGUGGACUCACAGUUGCUGUGCUGAUAAUUAUUUCUAGUUUCUAAUUGUUUUUGUUUACCUGGGUUUAAACAUAUGCUAUGCAGUGGGAGGAAAGGGAAAGGGCACAAUGUGGUUAUAGGUUUUCAAUUCCCUGAAUACUGGCUUUCCAUCUUUGUCUUUUAAAAAAAGAAAUAAAAAGAAAUACCCAAACAUCUAGUGCUUAUGGUUGAGAAGAGAUGCGUGAAAGUAUGUAGGCCAUUCAGAGCAGCGUGUUGAAUUGAUUCAUUGCUUACUAAGGAAGGAAUUUUGAUAAUCCUACACUGGAAAAAGUCAGAAAUGCCACCAGCUACAUGCAGGGAAAUCAAGGGAUAGUCAUGGAUUGCAUACUUAAAAUUGAUUUCCCCCCUUUCCCCAUUCCCUGCCCUCAACCUUUCCUCCCCCUGAAUUAAUACCAGAGGCACACUCCAGUCUUACAUCCCAUAAAAUUUACUUGUAGGUUGUUGAAGAGUAAGAAUUAUCUGCUCUAAAGGUAAUAUCUCUGAAUGAGUCACUAUUUUGGGUUUCCUGAUUGAAAUGAGAUGAGCCAAGAAAACUGACUCAUACAGAGAUGUGACAAAUUGCCUCUUCUUGGAAUUGGUUUCCCAGUUAAUUUUAUUUACUUUAUUUUAAAUUACUUACUAUUCUAUACAUUCCAAGUAUAACAUAUAAAACAACAAAGCAAUACAAACACAUCAUUUUAGAUCCACCAGUGAAUUCAGAGACACUUCCUAUCACAUAUUAAACCUCUGCCUUAAACAAAAUUAACACCCCCUCUUACAUAUUUUUACCACAUACCCAAAUGAUUUAAUAUCUAUUUUAAUUUUUAUAUUUCCUGGAUUGGUGACUAUAAGUCUGUUUGUUUUAUACCUAUAUUGACUGUUCUCAUAUAUACAUACAAAUUGCAAAAGUCUGCAAUCCUAGCUUCCCAUACCUGGAAGUAAGCCCUGUUGAAUUCAGUAAGACUUGCUUCUGAAGUAGAGAUGGUUAACAUCGUGCUGUUUCCACGGCAUGUUUAGCUGUUGUUGCGGUGUGUGUUUAAAUAUGAGACAUAUAUAGAAGGUGAUUUGUGUAUUAGAGAGUUUGCCUGGGGAUCAGUUCCCAGUACUAGCCAGCAAUAUGUAUCCGUGCCAGACAACAUGGGCUCCUCUUAGGAGCAUCAAUGCAUGAUAACCUGUCCGCCCUUCUCUCUCCCUCUUCUUUCCAUCUUUCACAACCAGGCUGCAGCGGUGAUGUUGGAGGGCAUGCCGGCGGGUGUUCAGAUGCUUGUCAGCGCCACCUUUGCUGCCUUCGGACAGGGUGCUUUUGUGAACCGGACGGUGGGAGAAAUCUUGUGGGGUUAUGAUGAGCCGCUCAUCGACUUCCUGAACAGCAUCAAGCCUGGCUUACUUCCCUUCAAAGGGAAAUUUGGCUUGUUUGCUGAAGUAAGUAAACCCUUGGGAGGGAGCUUGGGUCUCUGAAGUGAGUGGUGGAGGGGUGCGGUGGAAGUCAUGAAGGGCAAGGCAGAAAUGAGAAGGGAUAGGUGCAACAAUUCUGUAGCAGGUGCCAAGAGAGAGGCGUGGGAAGCUGCUCCAGAUCAAACUAUCUGCCUGCCCUGCCCAGCCUCAAAGAGAGCUCUCCCCGGUCACCUCCCAACUAAUCCUUCCAAGCAGAGGUGUCAGGAAUUUAAGGCCAAAUAUAAUUGGGCACAGUUUCACGCCCGUAGCAAAACAAAGUAGCUUAAGAGGAAGACUCCUUCCAUGUACCAGCAUUUGUAGGGCUUGCCAGUAACAUGUAAUUGAAGAAUUGCUUUCUGAAGCUGUCCAGGGCAGUGUGUGCAAAAGUAAGGCCAGUUUUGCAAGACAUCUCCAGAUAAGGAAUUUCUAGAAGGCAGGGUUUGCUCCUAGCUUAGGGUUACCAGAAGCUCCUGGUUCCCAGGGACAGUCCACGGAUUUUCAAAUCUGUCCCUGGGAAACAUGGCAGCAGCAGCCUCAACAGCCCGGAGCCAGCCUGGUAGCGCAGUUGGCUCUGGCUGGCUUCAGGAGCUGCUCGCUGCUAUGUCAUGACACAUCAUACGGGGACUUCCGGAGAGGAAAAAUGGCUGGCGCCAUGGCAGCAAGCAGCUCCUGAAGUCAGCUAGAGCCAACUGCGCUACCAGGUUGGCUCCAGGCUGCUGACUGCUGCGCUGCCGCCGCCACUGCCGAAGGGGAACCGGGGACAGUACAGAUCUCCUGCCCCCUUCCCCCUUUGUUUCAACUGAUCGGGGGAGGCUCGGGAGUCGCGACUGGCUGGCUGUUGCCCAGUUUUUAAAAAACUCUGAGCAUUUAUGUUUCACAGGGUGUGAAAGAAGGGCUUUGCACCUUUAUACAAUAUGCAUGUGUGCUUGGGGCCAGGAUCUUUUGCCUCACCAUCCCUACUACUGACUCCCUGUUGCCACUCAGCUUCAAAAAAAAAAGGGGGGGGGAAGUGUCCCCGGAUUCAUUGAAAAAAAUCUGGUAACCAUAUCCUAGCUACUACGCCUUCUGUUGGCUGCUAUGGCGGGUAUCAGUGGCAACAAUGCGGUGACUGGUUCAAUGUUUCCGUCUAGGGUGCCUCGUACAGAAUUAGACUUUUGGUGCAUCCAGCUUAGCAGUGUUUCUUCCAGUUUCCUCAAACUGGUGCCUGCCAGAUGUUGGAUAGCAGUUACCGUCCACCCCAGGCAGCGUGGCCAACCUUGGGAAAUGAGGUCAAAAUGUCUAGAAGGCACCAGAUUGGGGAAGGCUGCUCUGUUCACAGAGGCAACAUCCAAACUGGGAGCUAGUGUGGCAGAGCAGCUAGAGUGUCGCGCUCACACCUUGGAGACUGAAGCUCAAAUCCCUGCUCAGCCAUGAAGCUCACUGGGUGACCUUGGGCCAUUCGCCAUAUCUCAGCCUAACCUGGGUCACAGGAUUGUUGUGAGGGCAAAAUGGAGAGGAAAUGUGGAGUAUAAAUGUAAUGAUAAUGAUACUGUCAAGGCCUAAGGUCAAGAUCUCGCCCAGCCCAGGAACCUGAAAUCGUUUUUGCUGGUGGUGUCAGGGAUUUGGAACAUUAUUCAAGGCUCUGAGGUGCAGCAUAUACUCUGCCUCUGAGCUAUGGCCAACCUUCCUUGCAAACCCUUCUUAAGAGGGCAAUGUGUGAAGUGGCCUUCCUUCCUGUUCUCUGCUCCCUGAUUUCCCUCACCCCAACCCUUCUGAAAAGCACGUGAACAAGGCAUGUUAAUAAUAUAUCUUCUCUUCCACUGCAGUUCAAUAAUUCAAAUACAGGGCUGUUCACGGUGUACACAGGCAUGAAGAACAUCAGCAGAGUCCAUAUGAUAGAUUCUUGGAAUGGACUGAAAGAGGUAACUGCAAACUGCUCUCUUCGUGGAAACUCCUCUUCCAUUGUCUCUCUCUAAAGGCAGACAGAAUCAACCCAUUCAGAUCCUCCUAUGCAGUCAAGAUGUUUUGGCUCUGCCUUUGUCUUCCCAGUGCUGUUUGCUGCCCCAUCAACUCAGAACAGAGUCUUCUUUUAAUAUGGAAGACUUGGCACAGCAUAGGAUUUGCCAUGGAUUCCGUCGUUUUUUUCCUUUUGUAAUCUCACCUGCUCCCAUCAGAUAGGCUGUACCAUGUGCAUCACAUGGUUGGGAAUAAAAAACUUCCAUGGAGACAGCUCAGAUUCAGCCACAAGAAAAAGUUGAAUUCUUCAGUUGCUGUAAUCCAAGUGUGAGGAGCCUUUUUCACCCCGAGGGCCACAUUCCCUUCUGGGAAGCCUUCCAGGGACCACAUGGCAAUGACGGGCCAGGGGCGGAAACGGAAGCUGCAACUUAAGUGCAUUCUUAACUUGUGGGCAUUCAGCUUUACGUGCAUGACCAUUAAUUAAUUAAUUAAUUAAUUAAUUAAAAGAUAGUGGGAAGGUGGUGGAGUUCCAGGAGAAAUGACUUUGGCAAUCCCACCUGCCAUUGAACCCAAUGUGUUUUCACUAUACAGUGGUACCUCGGGAUACAUACGCUUCAGGUUACAUACGCUUCAGGUUACAGACUCUGCUAACCCAGAAAUAGUAUCUUGCGUUAAGAACUUUGCUUCAGGAUGAGAACAGAAAUCACGCGGCGGCAGCACGGCAGCAGCAGGAGGCCCUAUUAGCUAAAGUGGUGCUUCAGGUUAAGAACAAUUUCAGAGUAAGAACGGACCUCUGGAACGAAUUAAGUACGUAACCAGAGGUACCACUGUACAUGAUUUUGGCUUUAGGCGCAAUCCUCGGAACAUAAGCCCCGUAUAAGUUGUGGGCUUACUUUAUGGUCAGUUAUACCUUUGCACAGUAGGCUAGUUUCUGCACAAUAUACCGUAUUUUUCGCACCAUAGGACGCACUUUUUCCCCUCCAAAAAUGAAGGGGAAAUGUGUGUGCGUCCUAUGGAGCAAAUGCAGGCUUUCGCUGAAGCCUGGAGAGCGAGAGGCAUCGGUGCGCACCGACCCUCUCGCUCUCCAGGCUUCAGGAAGCUAUCCGCAAGCCUUGCAAGCCCGGUGGGAGUUCCCGCGGGCUCACAAGGCUUGCAGGCAGCAGCCUGCAGCCCCGGCGAGUGUCCGCGAAGCCUUGCGCGCCCGGCAGGAGGUCCCGCCGAGCGCGCAAGGCUCGGGCGGCAGCUUAGUCGCCCAAAGCACGGGAGCCCUCCGGAGGGCUCCCCGUGCUUCGGGCGAGUGUCUGCAAGCCUUGCGCGCCCGGCAGCAGGUCCCGCCGAGCGCGCGAGGCUUGGGCGGCAGCCUGUCGCCCGAGCACGGGAGCCCUCCGGAGGGCUCCCCGUGCUUGGGCGAGUGUCUGCAAGCCUUGCGCGCCCGGCAGGAGGUCCUGCCGAGCGUGCGAGGCUUCGGGCGGCAGCUUGUCGCCCGAAGCACGGGAGCCCUCCGGAGGGCUCCCGUGCUUCGGGCGAGUGUCUGCAAGCCUUGCGCGCCCGGCAGAAGGUCCCGCCGAGCGCGCGAGGCUUCGGGCGGCAGCUUGUCGCCCGAAGCACGGGAGCCCUCCGGAGGGCUCCCGUGCUUGGGCGAGUGUCUGCAAGACUUGCGCGCCCGGCCGGAGGUCCCGCCGAGCGCGCGAGGCGUGGGGCGGCAGCCGGGGGGGGGGGAAAUAAUUUUUUUUAUUCAUUUCCCCCCCCAAAAAAACGAGGUGCGUCCUAUGGGCCGGUGCGUCCUAUAGAACGAAAAAUACGGUACUCACACACACCCCUCUCUAUCCUCUGUCCGAACUAAAAAGAGUCAUUUAUCAGAGUUCAAGGAUGCAUCCUAGCCAAUCAAAUGCACUUGUGGUGUGAAGUGGAGCCAGUGAGGCUUGGGGAAAGGGGAGGAGUUGCAGGGGCCAAAUUGAGAGGUCUGGAGGGCUGCGUUUGGUCCUUGGGCUGGAGGUUCCCCACCCUGGUAUAAACUAUACAAGUGAAGAGGGUCUGCAUUUUUUUAUAUAAAAAAAUAACAGUGCUUUGUGCAACACAAUCCUCUGGAAAUCUUCUCAGACACAAGUCCUAUUUGUGUCUUCAGUGAGCCAUGUGGCCAGGUAAGUGUCUCUCUUUCAAAGGCAGACAGAAUCAACCCAUUCAGAUCCUCCUAUGCAGUCAAGAUGUUUUGGCCCAUGUCAAAUAAUAGAUUUAAGUCCUUUGCACAAUUUGAAAGGGGUGCCUUCCACAUUGAUAAGACUGCAGGUUCUUAAAUGGAUGCAUUCAGCUCAGAUAACUUGAGAUUGUAUCUAGAGUGGCUGCUUUAGUUUUACACAAGCUAAGAAAAAAAAUUCUGCGCUCUUUUUUUUACAGCUUUUGUAUGGUACUUUUAUUCAGAGACCUUUUGCUUCCUAGUGAUUCAGACCUCUGAAGAGUUUCCUGGUACAGUUUAAAGGAAAGAUUGUGUGGCAGAAAGGUCUGGGGAAUUCCUCAGGAUUGGGCAUGGGGAAGAUGAGGCCACGGUUUGUAAUGAAAGCUAGGCUUAACCUGUUUGGCAGGGAGGGUUUCUUGCUAGACUCAGCCCAGCUUCUGGUUAUUCUUAGGGAUCCAUUUUCCCUCUAGGUGUCCUACUGGAACUCUGAUCAAUGCAACAUGAUCAAUGGGACAUCUGGACAGAUCUGGCCUCCAUUUAUGACCCCUUCCUCACCUGUGGAAUUGUACAGCCCUGAUGCCUGCAGGUAAGCUGAGAAGAAAUCCCUGCUUGCCCAGCAGGGACAGUGCAUACGCCUCCAGGUAUUGCUGGAGUCCACAUCAGCUCCAGCCAGCAAAGCCAGGCCUUGGAGAUUAUGGGAGCUGUUGUCCACAAAUACCUGGAAAGCCACAGGAUCCCCCCCCCCCCCAGUUCUAAACUGGAAGCAUAGGAAUCUGCAUUCUAUCCUGAGCUCAGUAGAUAGACUUGUCAAGAGGACAGGCCAUGACUCAGUGGGAGAGCAUCUGCUAUGCAUGCAGAAGGCCCCAGAUUCAAUCCCCGGCAUCUCUUGGUAGGCCUGGAAAAGACCCAGCCUGGAGAGCCACUCCCAGUCAGUGCAGGCACAUUGCAGUGUUUCUCAGAUGACAGAGACCAAAGCUUGCUUAUUUUUUGCGGGGGCCUGACACUCUCUUGCACCCAUCUCUAGUCUGCUUGAGUUUCAUCCUCCAUCUCUGUAUUAUAUCUUAUAAUCUCUCUCACACACCCCACUUCCCCCCUUUUAGAGGAAGCAGUGCAGAGGCUGACUUGAGGCUUCUGGCUUCUGGUGCAAGAUCUCUGCCUCUGGCUUGUUUAGAAUAUAUAUCCUGAUCAGGGCUGGCUCGAGACAUUUUGCUGCUGUAGUUAAAAUGCCCUGCUGCUGCCCAGCUGCUGCUGCCCCCAGCCCCCAGCGUGCCCUCGCUGCCACAUGCCUUGUCAUCGCAACUGUACCCUCACCUGCAGCUGCACCUGUGCUGCUACCAUGACGCAGCAGCAGUGGCAAGGGCAACAGCACUGUGUUGGCAGCGUGGUGGGGAUCGGAUGCACCAUCUGAGGCAAAUGGCUUCACCUUGCCUCACCCACUGGCUGCCCCAAUCCUGAUGUACCCUUACAACUCUGGGCACUGGGUGAAUACAUACAUAAUUGCAGAACUUGACGCUCUCCAAAAAGGCAGAAAGUGAUUAAAAACUUGCCUUGAAUCAUCUGCAAAUGGGCUUUAGGCCUGUCAGCAGCUGCCCAUGGGAAAAGUUGGCUAAGUCCGAGUCUCAGCUGGGAAGCGGAGGCAUGGAAACAUCUCCUGGCUGAAAUAUGUGGUCGGCGUGUUCUUUCAGGGUUUGCUUUUUGGGGAGGAAAUCCUUUGAUGAGGCUGUAGUCUCACACAGGAGAAGGUACAAUCCCUGCUCCUACCUGGCAAUUUCCCUCUUGCAGCUGCACUCAGAAAAGGCUGCUCCCGUGUGAACGGUUGAAUCAGGUGCAGUCUGUUGAGGAUGUUGAAACUGGAUUCUUAGUAUUCCCAGUGGCCUAUUAGGGGCUGCUCUGUAUGGGACGGGCCAACAUCCUAGAAGCUAGGUUGGCUGUCUCUACAAAAAUAAAUGACUCAACGUUCUAGCUUGUUUACAGUCACAGUUCAAAGUACUGUUUUUGUAGUUUUUUGCUCUCUUUAUUUUUGAACAUAAAGCACUUUAUUUAUUACAUUUAUUGCAUUUAUUUAUAUAUUUAUUAUAUGAUUAUUUAUUCUCUUCCCAUUUGUCUGAUUCUUUAGAGUUUACAUCACUAAUACCAAAACAUCUAACAUGAAGUAAGAGGGGAGAAAUGGUGUGUGUGUGUGUGUGUGUGUGUGUGUGUCAGACAAAAUUAGAAUUUGUUAGUUCUGCCUGCAUUGGCUUUGGCUCCACUUCCUGUUAGCUUCUCUGACCUCCGCCUUAUCAGUCCUACCAGUCCAAAUGGGCACCAGACACCAUGACUCACUUCUGUUCAAAAGUGGCCAGAUAGAUAGUACUAGGAAGCUUAGAAGGUGUACAAGGGGACCCCAGUUUCAGCAGAUGCUGUGGUGGGCCUCAACGUGUUCAACUUUCAUCUCUGAAGUAUGUCUUCUGGUGCUUGGAUGCCCCUCAUCUCUUGAAACCCCUGUUUUCAGGUCCAUUAAAUUAAACUACAGUAGAUCUGGAGACUUCAAGGGAAUACCAACGCUGCGUUACGUGGCUCCAAAGAACUUGUUUGACAAUGGUACAGACUAUCCUCCCAACGAAGGCUUCUGUCCGUGCCGCCAGUCUGGAAUCCAGAAUGUCAGCAGCUGUCGAUUAAGUACGUCUAAAAAGUAUUUUGGUCCCCGCCCCCAGCAAUCAUCAGCGUUGUCCAGUUUGUUGGGUUGGGGGGCUAGAAGUGUUUAGACAUCUCUUUCAUUGUUCUGUUGCUGUUUGUUUUGCAGGAAAAUCUGGUACUAUAACCCAACCUUUGCUAGCCUGGUUCCCACCAGGUGUCUGGGGGAUUCCAACUCCCACCAGCCCUUUCUAGUAUGGCCAGCAGUCAGGGAUGAUGGGAGUUGUAGACCAGCAACAGCUGGAGGGUGCUAGGUUGGGAGACAGCUGCCAUAGCCUCUCACAUGAACGUGGAAAGCCUGCCUGAUGUGGAAUCGGAAGCAUUGCCAAUCUAGCUCAGAGUUCGUUUUGCCCCUUCAUCUUGGCCAGACUCCUUUUCUAGCCCUCCUGCCCUAGAUUUCUUAAGUGGAGUUGCCAGGGUUUGAACCCCUAACAUUUGUAUAUAAUUUAUUUCCCAAGAUUUGGUUGCAAUAAAAUCCCCAGAGCAGUUUACAAAAGCCAAGUGAGUGCAACAGCAGCUUCCUGUAAGAUGAAAACUUGGAUCGUUCCUCUGCCUUACAAAAUGCUCAAUAUCACAAACUGUUAUGGGAGAGAACAAUAGCAAUGCUGUUCUCUGUGGGGAUUGUGUAAUACGUAAAAUGCUGUUGGGCAGACUUCAUUGUGUGGGCAUGUUCUCUCAGUGUCGUAUAAUUGUUAGCACCUCUUGGGGACCUACAGGCUCAGAGGCUGACUUUGGGCUACUCACUUUCUCAGCCUAACUUACCUCCAUGGGGCUGUUAAAAUAAAACGCAGUGGAAGAAGCCAUAUUUGCCACCAUGAAUGCCUUGGAGGGAGGGCAGGAUAUAAGAAGAGCCUGCUGGGUCAGGCCAAUGUCACAUCUAAUCCAGCAUUCUGUUCUCAGAGUGGCCAAUAACAGAAUCAUGGAGUUGGAAGAGACCCCAGGGGUCAUCUAGUCCAACCCCCUGCAAUGCAGGAAUCUCAACUAAAGCAUCCAUGACCAGUGGCCAUCCAACCUCUGCUUAAAAAAAUUCAAGAAAGGAGAGUCCACAACCCCCUGAGGAGUCCGUUCCACUGUGAAACAGCUCUUACUGUCAGAAAGUUCUUUGUGAUGUUUAUUUGUAACUUGAAUCCAGUGAUUUGAAUCCUACCCUCUGAAGCAAAAAACAAAACAAAAACAAGCUUGCUGCAUCUUCCAUCUGACACCCAUUCAGAUAUUUGAAGAUGGCUAUCAUAUCUCCUCUCAGUCUCCUCCUUACCAGGCUAAACAUACCCAAUUCCCUCAACUGUUACUCUUGAGACCAUUUAUCAUCUUGGUUGCCCUCCUUUGCACACAUUCCAGCUUGUCAAUAUCCUCUUUGAAUUGUGGUGCCCAGAAUUGGACAAAUGACUCCAAGUGUAGUCUGACCAAGGCAGAAUAAAAUGGUACUAUGUCUUCCCUUGAUCUGGACACUAGACAUCUGUUGAUGCAGCCUAGAACAGCAUUAGCUAUCAGAUGCCUAUAGAAAUAAUCUCCCCAAUUGAGCCUCCCACCAGCCACUGGCCCUCAGAGGCAUUCGGCCUCCAACAGUUGAGUUAGUCAUCAUAGCCAGCUAGCUAGUCCUCCUUUUAAGCCAUCAAAUAAGGUGGCCAUCUCUGCUUCUUGUGGGAGCAAUCUCGUGAGAAAAGGCAGUGGCUGAGUGCCAGAGCAUCUGCUUUCCAUGCAGAUGGCCCCACAUUCAGUCCACAGUGGCUUGAGGCAGAGCUAGGAAUGCCCCCUGCCUGAAACCCUGGAGAACCUCUGCCAGUCAGUGGUAGACUGUUCUGAACUAGAUGGAUGACCUAGGGUUUGACCCCGUGUAUGUCAGAAUGAGGUUUCCAGGGGCCAAGAGUGUCUUCUGUUGGCACUUUUGCCUUAGCUAGCAGAAGGAAAAUACAUUUCUCAUUUGCACAAUUCAUACUAGUAGCCUAAUCUGGAUGGUGGGUUUUUUCGUGUUUGUGUGUUCAUGGAUCUUUGGUUAACUUGUGUUAAUCAGUGGCUUUCCAUUCACAGCCUCUCUCUUGGAAAUGUGUUAAUAUCACCCAUUAUUUACCCUAAUCUGUAAUGUUCUUCAGAAUUAGGACAAGUAUUUUCAAGCUGCCGUUAAGAAGUGGCCCAGUCCAGCUGUGUUAGGUGCCAAGUUGGUUAAAGAGUAUGUAAUACAGAGACCCCUGUAGUGUGUGGGAUUCUGAAAUUUGUGGCUUUACAGUUUCAUGACUGAUGUAUAGGUGUGCAAAGAAUGUGUUUUUUCAGCUGUUGAGUCUUGGUCCUCACUCAUGCUUCAGGUGAAUCGUUUCCUUUUAAGCAAAUGUCUGCUUGCAUUUUUUAUUUGCUUAUACAUUUAUUUUCCUUAAAAAUGGGGGCAGGGGAGGGGGCUGCUCCAGGAAUUGGUAAUGAAGUUGCUGUCCACAGCCAGCUUUUGCUUCAUCCUUGGAAAACUAGCCCCAGCUCAGCCCCAGGGAGGAAAAGCUGCAAUCAAUAUUGAAUGCAAGGGCUAUAUUGAAUUCUGUGGGUUAAACCACAGAGCCUAGGGCUUGCCGAUCAGAAGGUCAGCGGUUCGAAUCCCCUCGAUGGGGUGAGCUCCCGUUGCUCGGUCCCUGCUCCUGCCAACCUAGCAGUUCGAAAGCACGUCAACGUGCAAGUAGAUAAAUAGGUACCGCUCCAGCGGGAAGGUAAAUGGCAUUUCCGUGCACUGCUCUGGUUCGCCAGAAGCGGCUUAGUCAUGCUGGCCACAUGACCCGGAAGCUGUAUGCCGGCUCCCUCGGCCAAUAAAGCGACAUGAGUGCCGCAACCCCAGAGUCGGUCAUGGCUGGACCUGAUGGUCAGGGGUCACUUUACCUUUAUAUUGAAUGCAGUGAAGGCUGUUGCCUCUGGGAAGCCUACAGGCAGAGCGCAGGUGCACCAGAUGGCCCUGCUGUGAAAACAGUUUGCUGGACUGCAAUUUACCUUUGGUGUGAACCCACAGGGCUGCUCCUACCUGUUAUGCUGUCUUCCUGAAGGCCCCCACAGCUCUGAAAACAUUGUCUCUCUGUAUUUGCUCUCCAAAUAUGAUUUUUGGCACUUUUUUGCUGUGGUCAAGGCUUGCAUUUGGCACAGAAGAUGCUAUUCACAGUAAUGUCUGAUUACAUGUUUGUUUGUCUGCAAAAUCAUAUUUUUCCCCACCCACUGGCGCGUCACACAGUCUCCACCCUGCAGCUUUGCAUGCGGAAGAUCAAUUGUUGUGAUUGUUUUUUUAAGUGACGUUUCUAAUCUUCAUGAUCAUAAAGGGUGUGAAAUACUGUUCAUCGUGUCAAGUUCCUGUCUGAAAUAUUCCAAAGGCUAAAAAAUAAAUAAAAAUCACAGGAUCAGGGAUGAGUACAGGUAGCGAGAUGAUUCUAUGCCUCAAAGAGCUUCGUUUUGAUCUGCUUGUCUUUGCUUCUUCUUUUUUAGAUGCACCAGUAUUCAUGUCCCACCCACACUUCCUGAAUGCUGACCCAGAACUGUUAGAGACAGUGGAUGGCUUGCAUCCCAACGAAGAGAAGCACGGGCUUUUUGUGGAUCUGCACUCAGUGAGUGAACCAUUCAUCCACUAACUCUGGUGCUUUCUUGCGUGUUUAGUGGGUGUCACUGUGGUGAUGGAGCCGGGGGGGGUGGGCUUUUUAGGUUAGAGAACAGGCAAGUCAGAGGAGGCGUGAUAGAGGUGUAUAAAAUGAUGUACGAUGUGGAGAAGGUGGACAGAGGGAAGUUUUUCUCCCUCUCUCAUUUUACUGGAACUAGAUUGGGCUUGUGAAAUGACACUUGCAAACCCUGCUGUAUUUAAUGUUAUCAGGCUCUUAGAUGUAAGCCUUCUGGUUGCCUCUUGAUUACAGUAAUAUUUUAUCAGCACAAUGAGGACCCUUAUCUGUGACCCACAAAUAUGGCCUGUUGAAUGGAAGAGUAGAUUGCAUCACUUUAGAUUAUGGGGAGGCGAGGAGGGAUGCCAUGCUUUUAAUGCAGCAUCCUGUUAAACAUAAUGGUCUGUAAGUAGAAAAUUAGCAGCGUUGGUGGGGGUGAGGAAUUCUUGCCUGACUUGCUUCCUGCUGUUCUAGAGUUCUACAUGCAGGAGGGAGCGCGGUGUUCACGUUUUCAAAUGUCCCCAUAUGCAGUGAUACAGUCCAUUUACCAUCACAUUGGGUGGACCAGGGUUAUUUUUAUGAUGAUGACUGCUUCCACUACCACCCACCCUUCACCAGCAGGCAGGUUACAACAAUUACAAAUGGAAAAGUUAAAACAAAUAUGCUGUUCCAAUAGUCAUGAACGUAACUUCUGUAUUUUCUGUUCUUUUGAAAUUGAACUAGGAAGUUACUCUUGGUACAAACCCAACAGCCUUCCCUUGAUCUGUAGAAGGCAGUUUUACAAUCUCGCCUGCUUGCACCUAUAUCUAAUCUGCUCUCCAUGUCUAUCAUCUGUUUGUGGCAUAUGGCUUGCCAUGGAUUCCAUAGUACAAGGAUAUUCUUUAUUAUUGCGCUGAUUAAGGUAGCUUUAAAAUCAUAAAUCAAUUAGUGCAGUGAUUUGUCUCAAAUGGUGGGGGCCGGCUCCGUCUCCUUGUGGGAGUGUGGGCAGGACACCUGAAGGUGAGGCAUGUGGAGAUAUGGGGUGGCGGAAGAAAGAUCUGUGGCAGACAGAGCAAGAAUUGCUUUCUUCCUCUUGGCAGAGGUUUGAACAUUGCAGUCAUCCAACCUGUAGCUUUCUUGGCAUGUCCAGUUAAAACAAGUAUGGGGAACCUUUGGUCCUUCAGAUGUUGCUCAACUACAACUCCCAUCACCCCUAGACAUUGGCCAUGCUUCCUAGGACUGAUUGGAGUUUAGUAAGACUUUGACAGCCAAAGGUUCCCUACUCUUGAGUUAAAGGGACAUCAGGUAGUGUCAGGGACUGGCUGGACACUGAUGAGUGGAGGCUGGAUAAGGAGUAGAAAGGGGGUUGGAGACUGACUUGGAAGAAGGGAUCAGUGAUCUGGGGGAGCUUGUAACAGCCAGGAGAAGAGAAUCAAAGACAGGAGACGCCUCAUUGGAAUAGCUGAGAGACGAAGGAUUGAGGGACAUACCUUGUCCUAACGUGUAAGUGUGCUUUUGAGAACAAAGAGUUAAUUCCUUCCUCUGGACCUUCCUUGGCUGACAGCACUAUGGCAGGUAGUCCAUCAAACUCAGGAUUGCCUAUGAUGGGCAGCAGCUUUCAAAGGCACAUGGAUGGAGCACUUACGGCUUCCAGAUGUUGUUGUACUCCACCUCUCAUCAGCCUCAGCCAGCAAUGCCAGAGGCCAGGGAUGAGGGGAGUUGUAGUUCAGCAGCACCUGGAGAGUGGCAGGUUCCUGACACCUGGUGUACAUACUGCAUGCAAAAUGUGUAUUUUGUUGUUAGACUCCAUCUCCCAUCAGUCCAAAGCAUUAUGGCCAACCAGCAGGAAUUGUGGGAGUUGUAGCUGGAGUGUUGCUACACCUGGAGGAACACAGCUUCCCCUUCCCGGGACUAAUGGUGUGACUCAGCUUUGUCAAUGUUACUUGGCAACCAAGGUGAUAGCAUUUUUAAUUUCACCCAGUGUAGCAAUACCAUGGUUAGGAGAGAACUGGAACAGUAAAUGUGUAGAUGAGAGAUUACAGUUAAAAACAAACCAAUAGAAAACCUCCUAAACAUCUUCCUAAGUGGGGAAACAAUUGCAACACAAAAUCAGUUAUGUGCAACACAAUUUUAAAAACAGAGAGAGAAAGACGACAAUAGUUUUAUUUAGUUUUAUGAAACUAGCUUAAGUUAUUUAUUUAAAUCAUUUUUAUGUUUUAUUUUUAUUAGUAACAGAACAAUCGCAACACACACAGCUACAUGUUGUACACAAAAUAAUUACAUCAGCCACCUCUCACUUCAAAAGAAACUAAAAUGGCCUGAACACACAAAUUCAAGCAGAAGCAAAAAAACAAAAACAACCCCCCCCCAACCAGCUUUCCUUUUGCCCAGCAGGUCCCACGAGGUCCAAGAGUCUCUCCCAAAGGAUCUGAGGAUUAGGAGGUCUGGGCUCCUUUGGAUUGCUUCACAUUUCCAAAAAACCAACAACCCCAACCUCUAAGAAGUAUAUAAUCUAGCUCAAAAUAUCAAUUAGAACAUCACCUUAGUUGGUUAGAACAUGUUGUUGAUAAUUCCAAUGUUGCAGGUUCAAUCCCCGUCUGGGACAGCUGCAUAUUCCUGUAUUGCAGGGGCUUGGACUAGAUGAUCCUUGGGUUUUCUUCUACCUCUACAAUUCUGUGAAACAGUAAAGACCCACAUUUAAAGCAACAUAAUUAAUAGAAGAACAAAAGAGUAUUUUAAACCUAAAAAAGAAAAAGAGAUUACCAGUUUUAAAAAAUACAAUAUAAAAAUUCCACAUAAAAAGAAAGUAACACAAAGAAAUGACAACGUUACUGGUGGUUACAGCGUUGAACCCAUGACCUGCAGGACCAGGGUUCAAAUCCCCACUCAGCCCUGAAGAUCGCUGGAUGGCCCUGGGCCUCUCAAUAUCACUCAGCCUAGCCUACCUCACAGGGUUGUUGAGGACAAAAUGGGGAGGGUAAGAAUUGUGUUUGCCCCCGAGCUCUCUAGAGGCAAGGGGGAGUAUAAACAUCGCAAUAAAUAAAUGAAAGUGCAAUAUACCCGCACUCAUAAUUUGAUAUUGCAUUAGACCAUCUCAGGCAUGUUGGAUCUUGAGAAGAAUGGUGCUUUAUUCAGCAAACAUUGUCUCCGAUUUUACAUACUAGAUGUUUACUUUCCUUCUUUUACUCUAAGCCCCAUCUGCACUAUACAUUUUAAUGUAGUCUCAUACUGCUUUAAACAGUCAUGGUUGUCCCCGCAACACAGAAUCCUGGAAACUGUAGUUUAUAGAGGGUACCGAGAGCUGUUAGGAGGCCCCUAUUCCCCGCACAGAGAGACAAUUCUCAGAGUAAUUGAACAAUCAAUCCCUCUUCCUAGUGAACUUGUUUGGGAGAAGCCAUGGCUGUUUAAAGUGGUAUGAUACUGCUUUAAAUGUAUAGUUUUGUCAUAACUGCAUAUUCAGAGAGCUAUAGCAGGUCUCCGGUGGAACUACAUUAAGCCUAAUCUUUGAGCUUUUACACUGGACUAAUAUAAUAAUAUAAUAAUAUAGAUUAAAGGAAAGAUUAUUUUUAACAUGCUUCUGAUAAGUUGUUUGAUUUAAAAAAACACACUAAAGUACCUUAUUUAUUACACUUUGCAUCCCAAGGCGCUUGAGAUAGCAUUUUUGUCUCGUAACAAUUGUUACCUCAUAGUUGCAGAAAAGCAGGUAUUUUGUAUGGUUAAGUGUUUGACUAGGACCUGGAAGAGCCAGGUUCAAAUCCUGUUACACAAAGCUCACUGAGUAACUGACCAAAGACCACCAACUCUCAGCCUGACCUACUUCACAGGGUGGUUGUGAGGACAAAAUGAAGGAAUUGGGGGUGGCCAUGGACUUUUCCUUCAGUUCCUUGGAGGAAAGGCAGGAUAUAAUGUAGUUUGGAAAGCUUCACAGUACAAAUACAUUAUUACAGCAAUAUGCCUCAUCACAGUAAAACAUUGCAAGUGGGCUUAAGCCAAGUGAGGCCGUGAGCCAUCUUUUGCAAUACAGUAUUGUCUCAUUGGGCAGUGAGUGGUUCUCCAUGGCCUCAAGCCAGGGCUAUUUCCCAUCCCCUCUACCUGGAGGGGGCUAAGCUGUGGCCUUCCGGAUACUGUUGGGAUUCCAACUUUCACUAGCCCUGGGACAGCCCACCUGUGAGGCACCCUGCUUGUUCCCGAGGCAGAUCUUCACUCACCCCUUCUUCCCUGGCGGGGAAGGGGACGCCAUUUUGUAGUUCACCUCAGGUUCCAAAAUGCCAUGGACCGGCCCUGCACCAGCCCCAAUGCACAUGGCCAAUGGCAAGGGCUAUUUCCUGGGCCUUCUGCACUCCAAGCAUGUUCUCUAAAAUGGCAGGUUUGUGUUCUUUGUCAGGUUAGAAAGACCAGGGGUGGUGACAGUCAAGUAAGUUGUAUUUUUAUGUGUAUUUCAAACAAAUACAUAAUUUUGUAUGUCCCUUUAUAUUAUUUUGUUCUACCCCAAAGGGAUUUCCCUAAAGGGAUACAAUUGUAAAAAACAGCUAACUUAGAACAAGGAUAUAACAUUAACUAUACAACAGCAGAAAAGCAGCCAGGGCCAGCCCUGGCAUUAGACAGAGGGAAGCAGUUGCCUCAAGCAGCUGGUUUUCGAAUUCCAGAGGGGCAGUAAAUUACGUAUAAGUUAAUGGACUGCUGUAUUCUACUGCCAAGGACAGGCACUUCACAGGAUUGUCUGCUUCAGAUCCCAAAAUAAUUAGGCAGGCCUGCAGAGGGACAUCCCUUUUGCUAUUCCACCUCAGGCAGCAUGAUAUAUUGGGCCCUAAAUGAGGAUAUUUCAAGCUGGACAAGUUGACAGCUCUUUAUUUGAAGGAAUAUUGAAAGCUGGACAAGGAAAAACUUUUCCACCUGGCGCAUCACACAGACUUAAUAAUGGCCACAGACUUGGACAACUUUAGAAGGGGGUUGGACAAACUCCUGGAAGAUAAGGCUUUCAGGGGAUUCUAGCUACAGUGACCGUACACUAGUGUCUGUGGUGGUAUUCUUCUGGAUACCAGUUGAGACAAAUGUGGAAGGCAGAUAAUAAGCAACAAAGAAAAGUAGUAGUUGCUGGGGAGCGCAAGUGAGGAGAGUGCUGUUGCACUCUUGGCCUGCUUUGGGGCUUCACUCAGUUGGGAGAGCAUGAGGCUCUUAACUUCAGGGUUGUGGGUUUGAGCCCCACGUUGGGCAAAAGAUUCCUGCAUUGGAGGGGGUUGGACUAGAUGACCCUCAUGGUCCCUCCGAACUCUGCAGUUCUAUGAUUCUAUGAAUUGUCGGUGCCUGGCAUCUGGUUGGCUGCUGUGAGAACCGAAUGCUGGAAGGGGAGCAGGGGACUUUGGUCUGAUUCAGCAUGGCCAAUCGUGUCCUUUGGUUAUCUUGUGUCAAGAUAACAAAAAACCCCUCUGGUGAAUGACCUGUGUUUUCUUUGCCCCUUACAAGUUGUGACAAUUUGCUAUGCAGUAGGCAAAAACCAAAUGGCUCCAGCCAAUCAGCCAAAUGGACAAAAUUCCUACCGGGCCCCUGCCCCAAAAGCAGAUAAUCCCUUGACAGGCAAUAGCUAGGUCAAGCGAACGACCUGAAAAUAGGGAGGGAGGGUGAUCCGAUGCGCGCAGUGAAAAGAGGAAGCUCAGCGCUGCGCGCAGGGCAUUUAAAAGCUAUGGCUGUCAAUCUCAAUAUGGCAACAUAUAAAUCUCCCCAGCAACAGAUAGAACCCAAUUGUAAUGGUGGCCAACAUUCUUUUCCUGCCCAGCAACAGUGGGGUGUCUUGUUAGCCCUCACCGCAACACAUGCUCUCCAUGAAGGAGAACACGCUUUAUCAAACUGCCUUUAUAAAAAUUGAUUGUGAAACCACACCUGGAACACUGUGUACCGUUCUGGUUGCCCCACCUCAAAAGGAAAAUGGCCCAAGGCAUGUUGGCCAAGGUAUGCUAAGUGCGCUGCAAUAUUUCAGUUAAAUAAAAGCCCUGAUUGAGUCAGAGGGGUUGCCUUUGGGAGAGGCUUCUUGUCAUAUAUGAGUCACUGAUCACUCUUCUCUUUAAGAAGGCAGAUCUGCAAAGCAGCUCAGGUAGAAAUGCCAGCACUAGCUUCCUCCUGACAGCAGGUAAUUCUUAUACCUGGACAGAAGUGGGAGUGUGAAGAGUUAUGGGAGUCCAUCAAGGAUCAACGAGUAGAUGUCUAGAUGGUUUUUGCAGUAGGCUGGCAAAGGUUUCAGACUUGCUCUUAGCUCUAACAGAUCCACCAAGUGGUCUGUCCCUAUUUUCCAGGGAUAGUCCCGGAUUUGCAGAAGCCUUCCCGGUUUCUGAUUUGAUCCUGGAAUGUCUGGUUUUUGCUUAGGACAUCUACAUCUAUUUUCAUUGGAGAAAUAUAGGAGGGUAUGCAUAGCUCACCUUGUACUAAUUUCUUCUCUCUCUUCCUCAUUGUUCCAUACCUGUAGAAUAGAAAUAUUAAUAGGUUGUCUUUGAUCAGUUCUUUAUGACAGUUUUUGUAUUUACAUCCUUAAUCUGUACUUAAUCAGAAUUAGCUAUGGGCUUUGUUAUGCAGGUCAUUUCAGUGGCCUGGUUAGGACACUGAACUGAGCCAUGGUUUGUUUUACACCAUGGCUUAAUUGUGAAUGUGCCUCCUCACCACCCCCAUGGGUAGCACAAACAAGCGUUUGUGUAGCUUAUGUGUGGUUUGUUGUGCAAACCUGAGUAGUAUGAAACAACACAUGAACACUAAGCCUGAAAAAAGCCGAGCUUAGGUCUUAGCUCAUCAGUUGCGGCCUGUCUGAAACAAACCAUGAUUUGGGGUUACUUGACAAACCAGGUUAUAUACGUGGUACCUGAGAAGGGGUGGAAGAUGGAGAGGGGAAGAAGCAUGUUCACAGUGAAGUCAUGGUUUGGCUUACCAUGUCACAUGAACAAGGCUGCUGUGUGACUCCUGGGGUCCAUCUGGCAACUGACUCUACCCCUUCUGCCAUCUUUCUGGCUUGUCCUCCAGGCUGCCAUUUUGCACCUGGCAAGUUGGUGGACCUUGGGGUUCUAGCUGAGAAAAACACCAUGCAAAUCCCAGAAGCCUUUGGGAAAUUUGCUCACCCAUGGAGGUAAUGAGGUGCAUCCAACUGAGUUUUCUUUGGAGUAGACCCAUUGCAAUUAACAAACUGGUUAGUCAUGGUCCUUAGUUUCAGUGGGGCUCCUCAGAGUGGGACUAACAUUUUGCACAACCCACUGGCUUCAUUGCAAACCCUCUAGCUUUUGCAAGCCACAGUCAUGGUGAUGGGCCACAGGUGAGUGUCAUUGUAACAUCAGGAGCACCUCCCUUGACAUGCUGGAUUUUCUUAUCUUUAUGAGUGCUGGAAUCUAAGGCAUAUAUAAAAAAGGUAAAGGUACCCCUGACCAUUAGGUCCAGUUGCGGACAACUCUGAGGUUGCACGCUCAUCUCGCUCUAUAGUCCGAGGGAUUCGAACUGCCGACCUUCUGAUUGGCAAGCCCUAGGCUCUGUGGUUUAGACCACAGCACAACCCGCGUCCCUAAGACAUAUGUACUCUCUGUCAUAUUGAAAUAAAAGGGAUUGUGCUUCUCCCUGCCACACACCCUGGUUGUGUCAACCAUAAAACCAAGCACCACAGCAAUAAAUACUUUAUCGAAGUAACUGUAAUUAAGGAGAUAAGAUAUUUAGUGGCUGGUGCUAGGAGGUAUAUUGCUUCAACAAGAUAACUACUAGGCAUAAAAUGAUUUUUUGGGGGGGUGGGUUUGAAUUGUGUCUUGACUACUCUGGGUCAAUGAACCUGGCCAGUCCUGCGGCAGAGGUUUUCCUCUGGCUGUCCCCACUGUCAGAGGUGACACGUCUGGCAGCCAGGGAGGGGCGUUUUCAGUGUUGGCUCCUCAUUUCUGGCCCAUUCUCCCCAAACAAGCGAGGGAUAUACCUGGAGCCACUGUGAUGUAGCUGCUCCUAACUCCCAUCAGCAAGCAUGACCAAUGGACAGGUACAAUGUGAGGAAUCGUUCACAACAUCUGGAAGGCACCACAUUGGCAGUGGAGGCUGGUCUAUCAGGGCAAAUGGGGCACUGCCCCACAAACUGGCCCCCACCUGCCUGCCACCCAGUGCAGAGGGAGGCACUGCCUAUUAGCUUCCUCCUGCUUAGUCCAAGUGUUGCGCUUGUACUCAGCAGGGAGGAAGAUUAGGACAAAAGUAGAAUAGCAGGCUUCGCCUAUCAUUAGCUUUGGCGCCACCUAAUGUUGGGCUCCCUGCCUCUCACCCUACCGGUCCCCAUGGGCACCGGCUACCGCUGCACAUUUACUGCCUGUGGGGUAGAGGAAUGUGACCAAAGAUGGCAAGGUCAAAUUCCUUCUCAGCUAUGAAGUUCAGUAAGUGAUGUUGGACCAGUCAGUAUCUCUCUGCCUGACUGACUUCAUAGAUUUUCUUGCUUUUACAAGUGCUAGAAUCUAGGGUAUAUGUGCUUUCUGCCAUGCUGAAAUAAAAUGUGUUGUGUUUCUCCCCCACUUCACUCCAUGCCAGUUGUGCCAGCCAUAAAACCAAGAGCCCUGGAAAUAAAGACUUUAUCAAACUUUUGAUGGUUGCUUUUUAUUUUGCUAUACUGUGACUUCUUUUAAAAAGUGACUUAGUGUUUUGCUGCUGCUAUCUCAUUUCAUUGCAGUGUAAAAGUACUUAAAUUGGGGAAAAGUUUUUAAAAGAUAAAAUCCAUCUCUUUCCUCCUAAUGCAGUUGACUGGCAUUCCUAUGAACUGCUCCAUCAAGUUGCAGCUGAAUCUUUUCAUGAAGAGAGUCCCUGGCAUCUGGUAGGUAGCAAAGUUCUCCAGGUGCCACGAGCCUGCGUGUUCUCCACCCUGUGACCCUCUGCUCUCUCCAUCUUGGCUGUUCUUCUCAUCCAGAUCUACCCCUUCCUCAGGCAGCUUCGGCCAGAUCAGGUUGCUGGGGGUUGAUAUACUGUACACCUUAGCGCAAGGAUGGAUAACACUUAUCAGCCUGAGGGCCACAUUCCAAUCUGUGCAGCCUUCCGGGGCCACAUGUCAGUGUUGAGCAGAGGCAGAAAUGGACAGAGCAGUGAGUGUAAAUUUUAUCUGUGUACACUAGGCUAGUUUUUACACACCCACGCACACCCACCCCUGUAUCCUCCAUCCAGACAAGCAAGAGGCAUUAUCAGAAUUCAGGGACCAUCUUCCAGCCACGCAAAAACAGUUGAGGGGAAAAGCAGAGCAGUUCCCGUGGGUGUUUCUGGAGUGAGAGGGCGGGAAAACUUCUCAAGCCACGCAGGGCCAUAUCUGGCUCCCUGGUCUGAGCUUCCCCACCAAUGGGCUUUACAAAAAAUCAAAGGUUUUGAUGAGCGCAUGUGUGCGUGCAUGCGCACACCUCCCCUGUCUACUCAUGCAAGCAAGAAGCAUUAAUCACAGUUCAAGGCCAUGCUCCAUCCAGGUAACAGAAUUCAAGGAGGGAUGAAUGCCUGGAGGAGCAUUUUCCUUAAAACUACUAUCUAUAAGAUCAACUAUAGCUUGCCUAUACAGCAAAGGGAUGGGGCUAGGGAAAGCGCCAAGGACCCAAUGCAGAGGCUUGGAGGGAAGCAUUUGGCCCCUGGACCUGAGACCCCCCACCUCUGCCUUUGCAUGUAACAUUCAGCUGGGCCCUAAAUCCAGAAAGGAUUGUUGAACCAGCGGUCACACCAUCAAAAGGUCUUGCAAUUCUCAUUGUUGUCCCCUAAUCUUUCAGGCAAACAGGGUCAAUCAAGACAGUCGUGUUACCUCUCAUUUGGUUCUCAGAGGUGAGUUGUGAGAAGCUUGCAGUGGGCUGAAUCAGGCCAAACACCGUUGCUUCCUCUUUUAUUUAUUUAUUUUUUUAAAGUGGGGGUGUUUAAACGUUUGUCGGUCUUGCGUAAGCCAAUUUUGUAAUUGCUUAUUCAACACUUGGCUUCAAGUUUUAAAUCUUUUCGCCAUGAAUCACGCCUCUGUCCAGAAUAAUCUCUUCUAGAAAAAGCUCCCCCACCCCACCCCUUUGUGAGAAUGCAACUAUUUUUGCCACUUUUGAUACCGUCUGGAUUAGGCUCUGCAAAAUGAACCAAAAGAGGCUGAUGUGCAUGUAACAUUGGCUCCCCUGCCAAUCUGGGGCCACCCUUGGAAAUGCUGCCUAGACCAUGGAGCCCAGGGGGACCUCUUCCAAUCCCCAGGCCGCCUUUCCUCUUGUGCCACCUUCCAGGGGCUGCCUGCUGGGGGUGAGCAGGGCCAGACCCCUGUGUGCAUCCUCUGAAGAGGGUGGCAACACAAGAACAGGCUUUUUCAAUGAUGGCUCCCCCUUUACAUAAUGCUCUCCACAGGAAAGCAGGCCUGGUGCCAUCCAUGUCAGCUUUUAAGCAGCCCUGAGUAGCAUUAGCUUUUUUUGCUGCUGUAUCACACGGUUGACUCAUGUUAAACUUACAAUCUAACUCCCUAGAUACUUUUCACAUGUACUGCUGGCAAUUCAGGUGUCCCCGGUGUUAUAUUAGGGGAGGGCUUGUACCUCUGGUGGGAGACGCAUUCUGCGCCCUCUGGGGUAGCUUGUCUACCUUUGGUUGCCACCUUGCACUCAGCUCAUCACCUGUGGCUCCUCUAGAAGGUGUCAGCCAGUGACAGCAGUCCCAUUCCGGGAAUGGCUUUGCCAGGCCAACUAUACCAGGUGAGGAUGGACGAUGGGUCUCAAACCCUCAGUGAGUUAAGGACUUCGCCUGCAUGCGAAAAGAGGCUCCAGCAGAUUGAGCAGACAGGACCAAUAGUGGAUCCAAAGAUCAAGAAGGCGGUUUCUGCUGUAGAGGGAACUGAGGGGGCAGGUGGGGCUCUUCAACCCCAUCUAGGAGAAGAAAAACUCUGGUGCUAAACCUCCGCUGCCUUGCGGGGUAUCUUUGGGAGAAGAAAAGGCUAAGGAGUAAACCCUACAAAAUCUGGGGUGGAGCCCAGGAACUCCAUACGCAGGCUUGCGCUUCACCCCCAGAGGCACACUCCAUUGUCUCUCAGGACAGACGGAUGCCAGCAAAAGUAGUUAUUCUCAACUCAAAUGAAGAACCUGACAUUUGUCCCUAUUGAAAUUCAUUUUGUUAGUUUUGGCUCAGUUUUCCAAUCUGAUAUAGUAAAAAUUAAUCAACAAAAGCUAUUUUGUGAGUUGGUGAAAGAACUGGAAUUCUGGAAUUCCUAAUCUAUCUCUUGGUGUGGGAAAAUACCCUACCCCAAAUUGUAAUUAUACUGCUAAGCAUUCCAUUAGUUGUCCCAUCUGAAAUACUGUCAAAAUACUACUACUACUACUACUAAUUUAUACCCAGCCACUCUGGGCGGUUUCCAACAAAAUAUUAAAAUACAGUGGUCUGUUAAACGUUAAAAGCUUCCCUAAACAGGGCUGCCUUCAGAUGCUUUCUAAAAGUCUGGUAGUUGUUCUUCUCUUUGAGAAGGCGUUCCACAGGGCUGGUGCCACUACCAAGAAGGCCCUCUUCCUGGUUCCCUGUAACUUGGCUUCUCACAGUGAGGGAACCGCCAGAAGGCCCUCGGUGCUGGACCUCAGCGUCGGGGCAGAACGAUGGGGGUGGAGACGCUCCUUCAGAUAUACUGGACCGAGGCCAUUUAAGGCUUUCAAGGUCAGCACCAACACUUUGAAUUGUGCUCGGAAACGUACUGGGAACCAAUGUAGAUCUUUCAAGACCGGUGUUGUGUGGUCUCGGCGGCUGCUCCCGGUCACCAGUCUAGCUGCCACAUUCUGGAUUAGUUGUAGUUUCUGGGUCACCUUCAAAGGCAACCCCACAUAGAGCACAUUGCAGUAGUCCAAGCGAAAGAUAACUAGAGCAUGCACCACUCUGGUGAGACAGUCUGCGGACAGAUGGGGUCUCCGCCUGAGACAGAGAUGCUGCAGUAUUUUAUAUGGAAUGAAAAAAAUCACCUAGGGUAGUGGCCAAAACUCUGUAUUUUUAAAAAAACCAAGCAGUGGUGGUAUGACAGUACCUAGCAGAAAGGGUACACAACAAAACUGACUAAGUUAAAAUAAUGUUUUAAAGAAGAUCCACUGUUGGAGGUGGAAGAAUUGAUAAUAAAGAGAUAUGCUUAAAUAUAUGCUGUGUUUUAAAGCAAAGAAUUGGGAAUCUGAAUUCUUCUCUCAGUAUUAGCUACUAUAAGAACCUCUUCCAAUAUUUUCAAAUUAGAGGUGCGACCUCUCUGAUAUGGGGAAGUCAGGAAAGAGGGAAAUUGGAAAUUCUAUUUAUCUCUCAUUUGGAUAAAAGCAUAAUUCUGUAAACUUCUGCAAGAUUCUGUAAACUUUGGUUGAACUUGGAUCAGAACCAGGAUACAUAUGUUAGAAAAUGGGUGUGAGGUUUGGAUCAAAGAAUAACCAGGCAACAAUGGAACUUUAUUUGGGACAAUUUCCAUUCUAAUAUAAUUCCAGCAAACCUAAAGGAGAACUAUUUUUAAACCCUCUGUCAAUGGUAUGUAAUGCCUUUUAAAUUGAAUUUAAUAUAUAAAUUAGGAUUGGAUAAAUGUUGGGAUAUGUGGAUCAAAUAAAGCAUAUACAUAUAUAUCUUUUGGAAUUCUUCUCAAAUAGAAGUAUUCUAGAAAUUUGUUCAGGCAAAUAUCUCUGAUAUGUUAGGAAAUCAUAUAUGCUUGGAACCUAAAAUAUUUCUGCUUAGUUAUCUAAAAGAUGCCAUUCUGGAAAAUGAUCAAUAACUAGUGCUCAACCUUAUAACUGCUGUUGUUUAUAAUAUCUAAAAACUGGGGGCAGAGGGAGUAUAUAUCUUACUGUAUAUGAAUAGACUGAAAAAAAUUGGUCCAUAGUAACUGUGAUUAAGCUAACAUUACAAAAUAACACAUAUAAACCAGCCAAACAAGUUCAUGGGGAAAUGAGUAUUUUUUGUAAUGUAUUGGAGCCGCAAGUCCAACCUUAUGCUGCUUACGCCCUUCUGUAUCAGUAUUUUUUUAUGUUCUUUAUCUUUGGUUUAUUAGGUUUAUUCAUAACUUUAUUUAUUUUAAAAUAUGGACACCCAUUUCUUCAUUUUGCGCAGAGUGGAGAGAUUGAAGGUGAUGUAUUCACAAUGUACCGUACUUUUAUGGUGACUAUCCCUACGGUUCUGAACUAUGCUCAGUAUAUCCUGGUCGCCCUGGGAAGUUUACUGCUUGUGACUGCAACUCUUCUUGGGCUCAGGAGCAAGGUAGGAAUAAAACGACAUCAUUAUUAUCGAUUGAAUUAUGUAAAUUAUUAUUUCACUUUUCCAUGUAAAUAUGCAUGAAGCUGUUUAUGACAAAAAUCCAAAUUGGUGCAUAAUUACAAUAUCAAUAAAAUAAUAAAUCAAAUCAAAACUGAACCCCUGAAAUCUUUCCUCUUUAAAUCCCAUGAUUGACUUGCUUUCAAACUGGAAAAUUCAUAUUUGUUUCAGAAUGCAGGUUUUGGCUUUCCUUUUUAUCCUCUCACAUUUUAUAAAGGAAGGCCAAAACUCAGAGCCAGGCUGUACGAUCUGCAACAGCUCUAUGGCGUGACUCUUGAUGGAUUUGCACCACCAACUGAGGUGGCAAUCUAAGGUGGUGGCAUGCUUUCAUUCCCAUUUCCAAUAUGGGAUGUAGAAUGGCAAGAAGAAGAAAAAGCCAUAUUUACAUGCCCCCCCCCCACAAAAACCUAGUUUUCUACAAGUUGGGAGGUUUCUUGUAUUUAACAUGGUGUGCAUUCAAAGAUGCUAUUUCUGCACCGGCUGCUGAAGGUGGUACAUUCCUUGAACAGCUGUCUGAUGUGAUUCUGUCACUCUUGAAGUUCAGCUGUAUAUACAAAGCUUUGCUUUUAAAAAUUAAGUAGGUCACCUGGCAAAGAAACAGAAAGUACCGGUAGUUGUUGUAGAAGGCUUAGAGGGAGAUGUUUGAAAAUAACUUUAUUCUCUUUCCAACCAGGAAGCAUAGACCCCGGAUACUGCUGAUUCCACCCAAAUACAUACCUUGUGACUAAACUGUAUGAUGACACUAGACAGGCAGUAAUGAGAUCUCAACUUUUUAGAGGCUGGAGAAGGGAGGUAUAGAACCACACAUUUCAGCCCAGAAUUCUGCAGUUGAAAUCUGCAGUAUUUAAAAAAAACAUUAAAUUAAAUUAAAGGAAAUGCCUGAAGUCUUUGUCCUAUCAGUUUUUAAUCCCUAUCUGCAUUGAAGUGAUUUGUCAAAAGGCCUGUUCAUGCCAUGACUUGAAAAGGCAUUUCCAAGGAUCUUUUGACAAGACACUUCACUUCUGGAUUUCUCACAUCAUGCGCAUCCACACUUUUUUAAAGUGCGCGGGAGGGAGCAAAGUUUGAGUGACUUUGUUUAGAAUGGGACUUGGAAUUUUGUGCCGUACCAAAAUAGUUACCAAAUCAGUAGGGUGACGUAGCUAUGAGUUUUUCCACUGGUGCCACUGGCAAUGUUUUAAGCAGGGGCAGAGAACCCAAUGUUUAUAACUCCCAUCACCCCUGGUUAUUGGCAAUGCUUGCUGGGGCUGAAGGGGUUGGACUAGAUGACCCUCAGGACCCCAACUUUACAAUUCUAUUAUUCUGUGACUUCUGGAGAGCCACUGGCUCCCCACCCCUGUUUAAAGGUACUCUGUAAAUCUCCUGGUCAAAAUCUGCCAAGGUUGGUGGUGCUACAUUGUUAGUGUUGAAAGAUGGAUGACCAGUGAUGUGAGUUCUUGCUGUCAAAGGGAUAUAGGUGUGCGCUAGAUGUUCCAUCUGAUGCAUGGGACGAAGUGGACUCUGGGCAACCAUCAGUUUGUUUGGAAGGUGCUCCAAUGAUUUUGGCUGUGAGUUUUGAAGAUAACACAAACAAGUAUGUUAACGGGCUAUUGGAGUAGGACAGCUUUCUCCAACCUGGCGCCCUCCAGAUGCCCCUUAGUUGCCAUCCAAAACAUUCCCACAUUGGGGAAGACCAAGAGAGGGGCUACUAAAUUAGCUGCUUGCGAUGGCGGACUGAGUAAUUUUACAACAAAUGUGAUUCCUAUUAGUAAGCAAGUAUAUUUUCUCGCCCCGUGCUACUAGAAAUUAUUUUCCUGUUUUUGAAAACAGGAAAAACCUGUCCCUUCAAAAGCUUGCAAAUGUUCACAGCCAUGAGAGAAAUCAGUUACCAGUUGAGUUGAGUUCAGCGUUGCUAGGAUUUCCUUUUGGAAUCCUUUUCAUGUGUGGCAUUAAAAAUAAUUGCAAUCUAUAUUUGAGGUGACCAGGGGGUUGGGGAGCUAGUAACAACAACGUAUUUAUACCCCGCCCUCCCCGGCCAGAGCCGGGCUCAGGGCAGCUAACACCAGUAAAAUUACAGUAAAAACAUAAUGGGGGGGGCAAUUUAAAAUACAGGUUAAAGUGCGAUUUAAAAUGCAUCCUCAUUUUAAAAGUAGCCCAUAGUUAGAAAGGAAGUUGUUCUUGCCCAUCCCCCAUUCUUUUGAAGCUGCCUGAAGGAGCCUCUCCUGUCUGCUCUGUGCUGCUUUGUAUAAUUGACUUACCAUAAGUCUGUUCAGUUGCAAAUCCCUUUGUUGCAAAAUGUUGCAGGAGGCAGGCUUAAGCAACCUGUUCUGACACGACUCUUAAAACCAUUUAAAUUGAUAGCAUUGUAUCUACUAUUCAUUAGGUUUGAUUUGAAGUUGGUCAUGCUCCUCGGAAGUUGAAAAGUGUGUUAGAAUCACAGAAUCGAAAGGGACUCUGAGGGCCAUCUAGUCCACCCCCUGCAACGCAGGAACCUUUUGGCCCAAUGUGGGGCUCAAACCCACGACCCCGAGAUUAAGAGCCUCAUGCUCUACCGACUGAAAUAAACUUCAGAACUGUAUUAAUUUAAUCUUACCCAGUUUUCGCCAGUUUAGGGAAUCGAGGCACUACUCUAGGAUUGAAUGUGAGAAAAAAACAACAACUGAGGAAUGUUAGGAAGUAAUAAAAUAAUAGAUCUUAUUCUAAUUGCCCCUGCUAAAAAAAUUGUGGUUUUUGCUGUCACCUGGUUAUCUUGAUCUGCUGGAAAAAAAGACACAGUGGCAAAGGUUGAGCAAUCUGGUAUGGAUAGUAGUAGGGGGGUAAUAACCUCACUCCUCAAAUCUUUAUAAAGAGUGCAAGCCAGAAGCACAUGAGCUACUGACUCAAUACGGCCAUCUCCACAGGGACAUAAGGGUUUUCCUAGUGGAAUUUUUACAAAUCGACCCUCAAGUACAGCUGAUGACUUUGCGUGUUCCCAUCCAUUCUCCCUCCAUGGCAUGGCCUGUAGGAUCAAAUUUGGCAGACUCUGCCACCACCUGACCAGUGCUGGAAGCCUGGCUUGCUGCAGUACGGAAGGACUACUCGGAGGAAAGGUGCACAGCUCAGUGAUCCAGGUUCAGUCUCCGGUUGAAAGAAUCUUGGCUGCUGUAGUCUUUCCCCUUUGUUGCCUCCAACGUUUGGCAGCCUCUGAAGUCAGAACAGGGAAUAGAUGGGUAGAUACGUUCCUUGUUUAAGAUCAAGAAGUGGUGGUGAGGAUUUCAGCUCAGGAUCAGAGUUGGGAUUUUGAUGUGCUCUUGUUUUUCUUAAGCAGCAGGUCUCUAGGUUGCCUGCCCAAAUACUUUCAGGCAGGAAUGGGGGAAAAAGUCAAAAACAGAAUGAAAAAGGCUGAACUUUGUAGGGGGAGGAAUGAAGAGUUAUUGAAACAAGCAGGGUGCUCAAUUCCUGGGUCAGAGACUAUACUGAGACCAGUCAGAAGCACAUAACUCACUCAUUCCUUGUGGUUUUAUUGUUUGUUUGGAAUGCCUCUGGUCAUGUGCAGUGUGCCUUUGAGUUAAUACACCGGAUGGGGAUCCUGACUGUUUUGCAGGGAGAAGGGUUUCCAGGCAGCGGGGGGGGGGGGGAAUACUUUCUCUCCGCCUGCCCCCAACCCCCACUUCUCUUUUCAUGAAUAAAACACUUAAUUUGGUUCCAAAUAACUACUUGGGGGUGUACAAACUCUGAGUAGGUUCAUGCAAGCAUAGGUCACUUGAUUACUGUGUUUUCGACAAAAGCCAGCUGAAUGUGUAAACUGGCAGUUUUUGAAAAGUGGUGUGUUAAUCAUACGUAUGAUUGGCUUGGGGUCAGAAAUGGCCAGUUUCAGCAAUUCCCAAAUCACAUGCUCUCAUGAAGACACUGGGAUUUCCCCCAUAUUUAUCACCAGCCCUCACUCUUCUGACAAAUUCCUUAUCCAAAAUACCAUAUUUUGUGUUUUUUAUAUUCCAAUUUUAUGUUGUGAACCACCCUGAGAUCUAUGGGUAUACGGGUAUAGAUCUACGGGUAUUUGUAUAGGGUAUACAAGUGCAUCCUCCAGAUGUUGUUGACCCCAAUGCCCAUCAACCCCAGCAAGCACAGUUCUCCUUUCCCCUCCCUGAAAAUUUGGGGAAAUGCUGGCCCAUUAGAUUCACGUCAUCCUUGAUGUGAAGAGAUGAGUGAUGAGUAGACAUAGAAGUUUGGACCAAACUAUAGUUCUUUACAGGGUUGGGAAUCUGUGGCUUGUCAGCAGUUGCAGGACCACAGCUCACAUCUCAUCUGGCCAUUGACCAUGUUGGCCAGGGCUGAAGGGACUUCGUAAGUUCAGCAAUAUUUAGUUGACAUUUAUCUUGCACCUUUCUUCCAACAUGUGAUCAAAGGCAGCAUAAAUGCAAUUUCCAGGUGGCACCCAUCCCAGGCACUGACCAGAUCCAAACCUACCGUAUUUUUCACUCUAUUGGACGCACCGGACCACAGGACGCACCUAGUUUUUAGAGGGGGAAAUCCCCCCCCAGCCCCAAAGAGCAAUGGACAGGCUGCGCGCAGCCUGUCCGCUUCUCCCAGAGCUUAUCGGGGCUGCGGGGGAGGCCCGGGUUCCCCCCCCCAGCCCCAAAGAGCAAAGAAACCAAGACAGCAAGCGGGAUCCAUAGCUGCGCAACCUCUCCAGCCAGGAGCUAAACCUCUCCAGCUCAGCUAAAGAAGAAGACAAGGCAGCGAGCGCGAUCCAUCCCGCUCGCUGCCUUGGCUUCCUCUUUAGCCUUGCGCAACAGGAUGGAUCGCGCCCGCUGUCCACCGGGGCUGGACUAGAUGACUCCUGGGGUUCCCUUCCAACCCUGCAAUUCUAUGACCUCGGAAGGUGUCGGGGGUCUCCACCACUGGAGGCUUUUAAGCAGCGGUUGGGGGACCAUCUGCCUGGCGUUCUUUAGCUGUGAUUCCUACAUUGUGAGGGGGCUGGGCUAGAUGACCCUCGGGUGGCCCCCCAAUUCUAUACAGUCCUACAGUUCUGCGGCAGGAGAUCCACAGCCACUUCACACAAUGCCCACUCCCAAUUUUCAUCGGAGAGACACUGGCUUCAGUGUCUAGGUAGGUACCCCCCUACCUGCCACACUUCCCCCACCCCACUUAAGCUGAGGGAAUUCCUGCCCAGAGAAGCUCCCAGGUGAGGCAAGGGUUAAGAUCUACCUCUGGUGGAUGGUGCUCGCUGCCCUGGCUUCCUCUUUAGCCUUGCGCAGCCUCCCCCCGGCUGGAGAGGUUGCGCAAGGCUUUUCCCCAGGAGGGAGAAGGGACUGACUGGUGGUGUCAGUCCCUUCUCCCUCCAGGGGAAAAGCCCGCAAGAGCCGCGCGAAGCUUGUGUGGGGCUCUUGGGGGCUUUUCCUGCCUGCCUCCCCCCUGCAUUCGCUCCAUAGGACGCACAGACUUUCCCCCUUAGUUUUUAAGACGGAAAAAGUGCGUCCUAUGGUGCGAUAAGUACGGUACUUAGCUUCAGCAAGCUGGUGGCCUCAUGUACCAAGAUCCAUCCUCCAGGACCCAUCUUCUACCCAUAUGAUGUUGCUGUUGUUCACAAAUCAGCCAGUUUCCUUCCUCCUUCCAGUAGUAGUAACAGUUACUGGUUGCUGAUCAAGAAAGUUAUCAAAUGAUCUGCUGUCCUGACUACACUCUAAAUUUAGAGUUUUUCUGUCUUCCUCCCCACCCCACUGCUAUUACAUUUUAAAAAGUUAUACAUUAGCUAAUUUGUGAAUAAUGUGUCCAGUUUGGUCCUGUGCAAAACUGAUUCAAUGGACAAAAUUCCCCUAUGAAGGCAUAGUGCUGGUAGUUUGCUCAUUAAGGGCUGUUAAGUAGCCUUGCAGCUCCAACUAGAGUGCAUUCCUUGAUUUCCUUAGCUGAUCGUUUUAAUAUUCAUUAAACUUUUAAGCAUGAUUUUUUUUUUAUCAGCUGGAGUUCUUCUGAGAUGCUGAGAAGGUUGAAUCUUGAUUCUUUAAAGCCCACUUUGUUUUAAACAAUAAGAAUUCCUUCCAACUCAAUUGCACAGCUAUCUGUGAUUCGUAGCCUGGAUUAUCAAGUAAAAAAUAUGACUAUAGUAUUUAAAUGAAGCUCUAAUCUCACUCAAGCCAGUUGAGAAUGGUGUUCGCGUGAAAUCUUCAUUCUCUCAACAGACAUUGAAAGAUGGGCCCACUGAGAUGCGGACCCAGUCUGCCACAAAAUUUUCUAAUCCUGGAUCCGGCCCUGGCUAUAAGUAUCGGGGCCCACAGGUAAGAGCCCCCUAGAUGGGAAGCCUUAUCCUGAAAAAGCCGGGCAUGCAAACAGAGAACUCUCUCUCUCUCGCUGCUUCUUGCCCCAUUGGGAAAUCUGAGCAAAGUGAAAGUGGCAGAGGGACAAGUAGAGCCAAACACUUUGCCUGGACCCCAAGGCGUGCAAAUGCCUGAGCCAGCCGUGAUGCAUGGCCAAGUUCUGUCUGUCUUUCUCUCUCUCUCGCCGUUGGGCUGGCCGUCUAUAAUAGUGGCCUCCCUUGUAAGCUGGUUGUGUGGACAGACAGAUUGAAAAGCCCCCCAUGAACUAAAAUAACAUACAGGGUGUGUGUGUGGGUGUGUAUAACUCAUAGGGGAAGCUUGCAGACUUAUAACUCUUGCCUUAAAUUUCCAAAGGGAGAAGAUUUGAGUUUUUAAAGCAUUGCUUUAAAAAAACAAGAGAGAACAAGAUGUGAACAAACCAUUUUUGAAUCUGGCUUGAGAACCAACUUUUUUUAAAAAAAAUCCUAAGUAACACUUGACAUCUCUUAAUAAAUCUAAGAUGGAAAUCAUCUUGUAUCUAGAAAACCAAACCUUUUCUACCAAACAUUGAAUAAAUUAGACUCCAUAAAUUAGUUCCAGUGAUUACUUUGAUCUUAUUCUUCAGAUGAAAUUAUUAUUUUUUUAAAAACAAAAUCGUCCCUCACUUAAAUGAUAAUCUUCUCCUUUCUUCAGAUAAAUAACCAAACAGACCUAGUAGUAGAGCAUAAAAACACUGUUUAAACCAGACUGAUUGUUUUCUAGGGAAAGCUCUUUUUAUUUUGGAGUAGUAAUAAGGGGUCAGGACCUAAAGGGACCGACCCCAUCUCCAAAGAAAAAAACAUCAACUCAGCAGCUCGGAAGGAAGCGAAACUAUAGGUGGAUACAUGAAAAUAAAAGGUAAUGUCAACUAUUGUAAAACCAAAGUAUCUUCAUUCUGUUUAAAACCUCCUUGGUUUUAAACGGCUGCUUCAGUGGUUGGGUGCUUUUAAAAUGACGUAGGCGCAACGGUGGGCAUCUUGAGUUCCACCCAGGUAAUCCCUCUUGCUCACAACAGCCUCCUGGCAUCCCCUUCCUCCAGCACCCCAUACCCUGCUAUUGCUCACCUCAUUUUUCUUGAAAAUAAUAAUGAUGAUGAUAAAGCUGGAUCCAAGUUUAUGAAGGCCUGCUUGGGAUUUUGGGAAUUAACUCUUUGCUAUAAUUCCAAUGUAAGAAAUACAUUCCUGAUCAGACAUCCUAGUCCACAUUGUUUUUGAAGGUGUCUUUAGAAACUAUCUACACACAGCUCCUGAUGUUUGGGAGCUUUCUGCCUCCCAACAUGGGUUUUUGUUUUAGUUACCAACAGCCUUGCUAAGAUUUCUUCUCCAGGAAUUUGCCUCAAUGUUGUUGUUUUUUAAUGCCAUCUAAACAAGGUCCAUUAUCUUACAACGGUGAAUCUUAUCAGGUAUGUAUUGUGCUAAGAAGUUGCCUACUCUUGGUCUGUCCGGAAUUACUGCCUUUUGGCUUUAUUUAAAUUCUAGCGUUAUUGGAAAGAUGAAAUAUAAGACAGCGAAACAGAUAAAGCUGUUGGUUUAUUCUGACCAGCUGCUGUAGGUAUGAAGGUAAUGUGAGCUUUAGAUAUUUGUGCAGUUUGCAUAUUCUUACACACAUGGAAAUUAGCCUGAUGGAGGGAUGUAUCAAUUCUGCCUCAUCAAUAUCUUGUUCAAAGGUGCCCUUGUGUGGUAAAGGUUGGUAAUGUGAGGGGAAACUUCAGUCACCUCAGUGUGGUAAAAGGUUGAGGCUGUGUUUGGAUGUAACACUGGACUGUGGUGUAGUGACUGGGGCUCAGGCUUGGCUACUCUUCCCCUUCUUCCUUUUCCAGCAUGGCUAGGUGGAAACUGGAAGCUUUCGCUUCUGUGUUUAGCUGCAGCUUAGCAUUAUGUCCAAACCUGGGCAAGCCAAGGCUAGUCAGCUAUGGCUUACUUCAGCCUUUAUCACCCUGGUGCCCUACAGAACUUUUGGAUGACAACUCCCAUCAUCUCAUACUACUGGCUAUGCUGACUAGGCAUGAUUGGAAUUGUAGUUCAGAACAUCUGAAACAAGCAAAUUUCAAAACUGUAGUCUUUGAAGCUGGCAUGUUGUUUUGUUUUUAAAAAAACAGAAUUAAAAUUAAUCAUAGUGUCUGGACACAACACUAAACUAUGGUUCGUUUAAAAUGGAAGUGAUAGUUGGAAGAAGAUUGGAAGAAACUUAAAAUAUAUUUACAAAAACAUUGCAAAAUCAAUGAAUGUUAGAAGGAUGCUGGAAUGAAGCUAUAUGGUUUUAGCAGAAAUGUAAUAAAGAAUUAAGUAAAAGCUGAUUGAUAAUGGGCUAAAAUGAAAAAAUUUAAGGUUAGACCGUUAAGAUAAAUUAUAGAACAAAAAUUGAGAAAGAUGGAAAGAAUUUGCUGAAAUAGUGAAUUGAACUAGAAUACAAAAAAGGGAGGUGUGAGGAGGUCGAUGAAACAAGUAAAUGAAAGGUAAAGAUAUGGAAUAUUGGAUGUGUUUUAGUGGGGUUUUUUGUUGUUUUUUUUGCUGCAUUGUUGUAUUUUUUUAUGUCUUUCUUUUUAUCUAUUGUAAUGUAUGUUUUGUUAAAUUUCUUAUUAUUUUCCUCUUCUCUUUUUUCUGUAAUCUUUAAUCUUCUAAUAAAUAUCAUUUAAAAAAAAUGGAAGUGACAGCUCAUAGCCACACUGAAGAGAAGCAGAAAGGGCACAAGCCUAAGGUUCUUGCACACAAACACUUAGCCAGCUGUGCUGUUAGUGUUGCAUGUGAAGCAGGCCAGAUUCCUGCUGUGUGGAGGUGUGUUCUGGUAAAAUGUUCACUUUCUGCAAUGGAUGUGGUACAGUGGUACCUCGGUUCUCAAAUGAAAUCUGUUCUGGAAGCCUAUUCGGCUUCCGAAAUGUUCAAAACCCAAGGUGCGGCUUCCCAUUGGUUGUAAUAGCUUCUUGCACUCAGCAGAAGCCGCGUCGCACGUUCGGGUUCCAAAAAAUGUUCGAAAACAGAAGUAUUUACUUCUGGGUUUUCAGCGUUUGGGAGCUGAAAUGUACGGUAACGGAGGCACUUGGGAACCGAGGUUCCACUGUAAGCUGACUCUCCACACCAGGAUUUAUAAGAAGGAUCAGCCCAACUGAAGCAUAUGCAAAGUCUCCUUUCUGAUAGUCCAGGUUCUAACUAGACUUUUCUUGCUUCUUUCAGAGAGAUGCUCGAGCAAAGACUCCACAGAUGCCAAAUCUACCAAACGGCCAAAUUCAGGAUUCGGAAACUACCCCUCUUCUGCAAAAGGACUCAAGCACAGUUCACUCCAGCAUUUUUCCUGAUACCUGAUACCUCUGUUCCUCUUUGCCAAGGAUCCUUAAUGAGCUAUUAGCAAUAUAUGUGGCCUGGGUGUGGGUGGGCCCAGCAGAACAAACUCAGGUGUAUUUGCACUGACUCUGGAAGAGUGAUAGGUGCACGUGGUUCUUCUCUUCUUACACUACAGUAGCUUUCCAGAAAGCUGACCCUUUUGAAAAAGUAAAGGUGGUUAUCUCCAUGCCCUGAGAUUUUAGUGCCUUCACUCCCACAGCACCACCUUCCCAUUACAACCUGCCAAAAGUUUCAUGUAAGAAUUAAAAUUGGGUGGGUUUGGAGAGCAGGGUGGAAUUUGCAUCUGUGGAAGCUACAUAGGCAAGAUGUCAGAGUCUCUCCCUGAUUUUAUCCUGAGCACAACGCCUUGCACUCCACAAGCAAUUAAAUGCUGUUGUCAUUUUUGUAUGUUUAAACCCAGCUGGAAACAUGAUGCAUCCUUCCUUGCUCAUGUGCGCACAAAUGACACUUGGUUUUCAAUGCACAGCAUUACAGGAGAAGCACUCGGUUCUUCUCCACAUCAGGGUUGCUGAGGGUUGUAACAACACGGUGCUAAUUUUGGGGUGACGGAAGGGAAAGUGCCUUUAUCUUGAGAUUAUUCUGGGAACCAGACUGGCACAGUAUCCUUGACUUAGCUCACCACCACCAAAGUGUUUCCAGUUUCAGACUUCUAAGACUUUCCACCUUAUCCCAGCUUUGCUACUGGAAAGGACCUGUUUUUAACAACUGUUGCCAAACACCAUUUCAUUCUAUUUCCCAUGCCAUAGUAUACAGAGAAUAUUCCAGAUGUGUGUCUUUUUUCAAGAGAAAAAUUAAAGUACUCUGAGUCUUUCAU
This is a messenger RNA of Podarcis lilfordi (Lilford's wall lizard), 54514 nucleotides long. Lineage: Eukaryota; Metazoa; Chordata; Lepidosauria; Squamata; Lacertidae. The record is from the annotation of a GenBank genome assembly.